CUGAUAUGUAAAACCAUCUUUUUUCCAUGAUUGUAUGUAUUUAUCCUGCCACCAACCUGUAACAAAGGGUUACAGACUGGAGACACAAUGUUGUUUUUGCUGUACUGUUUUUAUUCAUUAAUCCUCCCCCCCUGUUAUUUAUUUUCUCUAUUUAAGUUUGCCUAACCUCUGUUCUUUAUUUUUAUUUCCUGGUGUACCUGUGUCCCAAUGCAGGGAUGCCACAGUGUAAGCCCGUGCAAUGCAGAAAAUGUAAGUGGUGAUGUAUCUGCAUCCUUUGCUUGCUGCAUCCUGCUACCAUCCAGUAUUCCAUCCCAUCAGCCUGGUCUUAAGAGCACUGGUUAAAAUCCAAUCAUUGACCAUUGACAUCCUAAAGUGCCUUUUGUCUUAUAAAAUUUUCCAUACCAAGAAAUUAUUCAAGACUGCCAGUCUUUGGUCAGAAAUCUGCAUGUAAAUUGUCCUUUGUGAAUGGUGUUGCAGCAUGCAAUAAUUCACUUUUUCUGGAUUUGAUGGUAUAGGUAAAGAGCAAUAACAUGGGGGAACCUAAUAAUCGUGUAGGGCAGUGAUAGUCAACCUGGUCACUACUGCCCACUUGGUGGGUGGUGGUGGGUUUUAUCCACAACCCUUGGUUGUCCCCCACAACCACAUGCUCCGCUCAGGCUCGUGCCGGCCUCCAGCCAUUGAGAGAGUUCUCACAAAAAUGUCCAAUCUGCAUUGCAUGAACUCCUCUGUUUACUAAAUCUCUCUCGAUGGCUAAAAGGAAGGGCACGUGCGGCUGCACUCCUGUUCGGGACAGACGAGGGCGUGAUGAUGUAACAUGUCAGAAGAGGAGGGGAGCUUAUGCACAUGAUGUGAAAGCAGGGACAGAAAGAAGUGUGGAAUUUAGAGUGGCUGAUAUUGAACUUUGGCAAACUAAGUUCUGUUAUUUUCCAUUGACCAACUAAGUUCUGUUAUAUCUGUUUACAUGGUUUACUUAACAUAAAAUAAAAGAAAGAAGGAAAAGAAAAAUAAGUAAAGGAGAGAAUAAAGUGAAAGGAAAAAGAGACCCCUGAUAUAUAUAUUCAUUUCAUUUUUUUUUUUAAUAAUAAUAAAGUGGGCUAUCUAGUUGAGCCUUCCUGUUGGUGAUUGCAAUAAGGAUGAAGAAAAGAUAAGAAGGAAGAAAAAAAAAUAAAGAAAGGAAAAAAAGAGAAUAGAAAAAGGAAAAAAAAAUAGAAAAGGGGAAUGUCUUUUUAUGGUGACACAUAAUAAAAAUGUCCACCUAAUACAGCGUUGUUGGUGUUUGCAAUAAAAAUAAAAUAAAAAUAAAGCGAUGUUGGCAGUGGAGUGGGGGGCAGAACUUGGUAAGAGUAAAAGCAGUUAUUAAAUUGUGCAACAAAUUUAGAACCCAUGUUUCAAACAAGAAGUAAAAAGAUACAUUUACAUACAUAUUUUUUAAGAAACCAUCCUUUUUAAAAAAAGGUUUCGCACUUGAUCUACAAAAUUGAGUCAAUGCGGCACCGGUCAGCUGUAAGGAAAUCUUACCAUCAAAAAAGACACAUAAGUGGGCGGUAGGUAAUAAAAGAUUGACUACCCCUUGUGGAGGGCAUGUAGUGGCCCAAAGGAAGAUUGUCAGAUAUUGUAGAACUUCAGCUUCCAUGAUGCACUAACCGUUAGAAUAGCUAACUGCAAUAGAAGUUGUAGUUUCCCUUUUGGGCACCUCUAAAACAAGGAAACUGUGUUGCUUUUCUUUGCUUAACCACACCUUAACAUGCAUGAAGACGAGAUCUGAGGGAUCCUGAAUGCUUACAAUGUAAAUCUAAUUAGUUUGUGGCUGCUUAAUCUGUGUACAAAUUAUCUGUCCACCACCAUAACAUUAGUGUUGUCAAUGCUGAGCAUAACCCCAAUUCACUUUCUAUGCAAAAUUGCUAAAUUAAUUGUCAAUUGUUGAACAUUCUGUGAAUGAAACACCAGGUAUACAGUUUUUACAUAUAUGAAUCCUAUUUUGUGUCUUAAAGGACCACUAUAGGCACCCAGACCACUUCAGCUCAAUGAAGUGGUCUGGGUGUCAGGUCCAUCUAGGGUUAACCCUGCAGCUGUAAACAUAGCAGUUUCAGAGAAACUGCUAUGUUUACACUAGGGUUAAUCCAGCCUCUAGUGGCUGUCUCAUUGAAAGGCGCUUCUGCGCUUUUCACUGUGAAAAGCACAGCGAGAAGACGCUGACGUCCAUAGGAGAGCAUUGAGAAAUGCUUUGUGUUGGACCGAUUGAAUGCAUGCAAAUUCGGCGCUGACGUCUGAAGAGGAAGGAGCGUUCCCCAGUGCCGAGGGGACCUAAAGACCCUAUAGUGCCAGGAAAACAAGUUUGUUUUCCUUCACUAUAGUGGUCCUUUAAGUGAGCAAAUAAAAUUCUGGAAACUGUCAUGUACAUGAACCAUGUUCUUCUCUCCAACUUCCAAAAAAAUAUGUACUGUAUUGCUGUACCCAGGAGAUGUAUAUGGGUUUUAUAUAAAAACAUUGAGAGAAAGUUAUGUAUUUUUAUUUUUGUCCAUUCUGUCUUACUGCUGCAAUUUUUACUUCAUAGAAUGCAUGUGGCUUAAGUGGCUGCAUAUAUCAAAGCAGAAUCAAUAUAUUUUAAAUGUAUCUUUUAAAUAAGAAAAACGUAUUUAAUUUAUUUUGUUAUCGUGCCUAUUUGAAAUUGCAACGUGAGAUUACAUCGCAUACAUUAUUGCCCGUUAUAUAUUUUGCUACCUCACUGAAGUGAAACCGUUUAACACUGACCGGUAAUACAGAUGAAGUAGUAAUGGUGCCCAGCGUGUUUCUUUAAUAAAUAUAUUUGUAUUAGUUUAACAUUUAUUAUGGUCAUUAAGAUUGAUCUUCAUAAAAUUGCUGAACAGAUAUCUUUUCAUUUAAGUGAGGCAGUGAUAGCUGUAAUACUGUAACUAUAAGCUUUGCAUCGCUUCCAGAUCCUGUUGCCUCGAUCCUCUGUUUAUUUUCCCCAUGCCUACAGAAUGGGACAUCUCUUUCUGGAAUAGCACGUGUGCAUGCAUACUUGAGUAUUCCCUUCAUGGUGUUGUACACAUGCAUGCAUGCUCAUUGCACCAUCAAAGUUUAAACUGAUUUACAUCUUGUUCCUCUUCAGCUGACUGUUUCAGAGCACUUGCGAGAUUUAAAAGUAGUUUGUGAUGUCCAUAUUUUUCAAAUUAAGUGUAUAGUACAUAGAACACCAUUAUUAGUGCCAUUGUAUACAGGAAGAUUUGAGCAUUGAAUCAUAUGCUCUUUGUUUUUUUUGUUUUUUUAAAGAUAAACAAAAAUAAACAUAAUGUUGCUUGGUUAGGUCUCUGAGCGGAAUGAGUGGGUGGCCUAAUGGGUGGGUGGCUAAGGAAAUACGUUUUCUCUAUGCAUAUUCUUGCCCAGAAAAAUGCACAUAUCAUAGUGAAUGCGACAAGCUGUCAAGUGUCUCUUCAGUGUUCCAACUCCUUACUGACUCUUCUGUGAUACAAAACACAGCCAUUUUCUACAACACUCUGUACACUCUCUAAUUUUUUAACUGAGCUGUAUAGGCUUGAAGUUCACAAUAGUGAGGACCGAGAUAACCCUUGACGAUCCGUGAGGGGCGGGGGUAUGGGAACUAUGGAUAUAUCUGUGCAGCAACAAGUACUGAAAUCAAGCAGGACAUUUAAUGUUUCUCCUGUCAGCCUAGCCAGCUAGGCCCUGGGUUCUGCAAGUCAUAUGAAGGCCCAGACAGAAGGUAAGAUUCCAUCUCCGAGUUCCAUUCAGCCUAGGUUAAGAUUGGGGCUAAAAUACAAAAAUGUUUGUUAAAAUAGCUUGAAAACACGUCUUACUGCCUUCUUCUAUUCGGCAUGACUGCCAAACCCUGCCCCACUGUACAGUUUUUUUUUAUACAGUCUAUAUGGAAGGCUUCCUUGCUUGGAUGCAAUGGUAACUAAACUGUUAGAGGUCAGGCUGCAGUUGACCUAUCUGUUUGGAACACUGACAGCCCCAGACAACCUCAGCUUAAUAUUUUACCUAUAUUCUGGCAACAUAACAGGGUUUAGAGUCUCUUUGUUACUGCUCUUUUAUAUCCUUAAAGGGACACUGUAGACACUAACUGCUCCAUCUCACUGAAAUGUUUCUAGUGUCUGAAAAUAAAUGAAUUCCUCCUGUAGGCUCUCUAUAGGCCAUGGACCUGCAUCCCAGAUGAAGUUCUACUUUCCCAGUGUGUCUGUUCACUAGCCGCUGCCUGCCGCUGCCUGCGGGCAGUGCAUUCCAUGGACAGAAAGGAUAUGAGUGUCAGGCCAUGAUUCUCUGUUCCAGUAGGCGUCUCAUUUUAUCAUGAAAGACGUUCUGUACAAGUCACAUCAUGAGAAUAUGUUGGAGUUGAACAGUCAAUGCAGAUUUAUCCACAGAAUUAUUAUUUUUUCCCUCCAUGCACAUGUUAUCAGAUGAAUAGUUUAAUUUAAAGGAACACAUACUUUAUCAUGUGACUGACCCUUGAGAAUUGAUAGCCUUUCGCUUUUGUAGUUCUCUAUAACUAGCUAGAAAAAUAUUGCUGGCUUGUAUUAAUUGUAUGUCAGAUUUAAAUACAAUACAAUAGUCUUUUAUUAAAUUGACAAUUCCUCUGGUACAGUGAGCUUUUGUCAGCACUUAUGAUUUGUGUAGCAAUGAAUGUUUAAGAUGCCCUCUGAAAAAGAAUUGAAUGAAACAUUUUUUUUUGUUGGGUUUUUUUGGAACAUGAAUUUGCAGCAGCAGAUUUAUCCUUUAGUUCAUUUACCCAGCUUCUCUUGGGUAAAUAUGAUUGCAUCAUAUAUAUUUAAUUAAUCGGUGUUGAAAUGUAGAGGAUUGCUAAUAAUUAGUAUAUCUAUCAGGAUGGUAUCAGUGAUCACAUUUAAAAAGAGAUAAAAUGCAGUAAAUUCCUGAGAAGGGACAGUUUUCCUUUAAGCCGAAGACGCUUCAUUGUCUGAUGCAUGUCGUUUAUGGUCAUGCAUUGACAUCAUCCUCUACUACAUACUACACCUAUUCUAAUGUUCUCAAAAUGAGAGAGACAUUUUUUAAAAUAAGAAAGAACGUGUAUGAAAAUUACAGCAUAUUCAGUGUUUAUUAUCAUGCUAAAUGCUGUCUAUGAGACAUUUAACAAUUUUGAUAUGAUCACAAUAACACUCUUUAACACUUUGUAGCAGCAUAAUUAUCAUUAUUAAAUAGUUGGAAAAGGGUCCUGUACCUUAUGUUAAACACUUGUUUUGGUAAUUACAAUCUUGUUAAAGAGGAAUUCUAGCCUCUUAAAAACCAAUGACAGAAUAAUUCCAUCAUCCAGAUCUUUACCAGUAACGAUCAUUUCUCUGCUGGUUACUGGAAAAUCCUAGGUAUUGAUACCUGGAACUGCCCUCUCUCAGCUUUGGGCUACAAAUGAGCUCAGCACUCCGCAUUCAAACAGUCAAUAGGAGAGCAUUUCUCAAUGAUUUCCUAUGGACGUUCUGCACGCUGAAUGCGAUUUUCGCAUCCAGCGUCGCAGAAGUGCCUCUAGCAGCUGUCAGGAAGACAGCCACUAAAGGCUGUAUUAACCCUGCAAUGUAAACAUAGCAGUUUCAUAGCACAAUCAAUCUCUGAGGAAAAUUGAGCAUCUCCAUGCAGAGCGCGGGUACACUGAACGUCAGGGCUGCUUUUUCGGCAGCACUGACCCAGGAAGCACCUCCAGUGGCCAUCUAAGGAGUGGCCACUUGGAGGUGUCCCUACAGGCAAUGUAAACACUGCCUUUUCUCUCUAUAUGUACGCCACUGCUUAAAGGACCACUAUAGGCACCCAGACCACUUCAGCUUAAUGAAGUGGUCUGGGUGCCAGGUCCAGCUAGGUUUAACCUUUUUUUCUAUAAACAUAGCAGUUUCAGAGAAACUGCUAUGUUUAUAAUAGGGUUAAUCCAGCCUCUAGUGGCCGUCUCAUUCACAGCCGCUAGAGGCGCUUCCGCGCUUCUCACUGUGAUUUGCAUAGUGAAAAGACGCCAGCGUCUAUAGGAAAGCAUUGAGAAUGCUUUCCUAUGGACUGGCUGAAUGCGCGCGCGGCUCGUGCCACGCAUGCGCAUUCAGCCGAGGAGGAGAGUCCCCCGCCAGGCGCUGGAGAAAGAGGUAAAUUUAACCCCUUCCACCCCCCUAGAGCACCCUCAGGGCACUAUAGUGCCAGGAAAACGAGUAUGUUUUCCUGGCACUAUAGUGGUCCUUUAAGUGCCUGAGCUCACACAGGAUGCGACUGUCCGGCUUGGCAGUCAGGUCCCUGUUUUUGUUUUUUUAAAUAAAUAAUUCAUUUUGUGUCAUAACUACACCUUUUUUGCCUCUCCCUUGCAAAAGUGGGUAAAAAGUUUUUUAUAAAAUGUUUUUUGUUGUACAUGAUGCACAACAAAUGUUUCAUUGUAUAGGCAGAGUUCAUGGAAGUAACACCAAAGCCCUGGUGAUUGACAGCAUAUUUUUAAAACUUUUUACAUUUUAUUAUUUAUGUAUAUUUGGCAGUAGGAAUGCACAGUGUACAAAGAGCAGCACAUUUUCAUGACUUAAUAUAAAGUUUUUUUUUUUUUUUUUUUAAAUGCUUAGCACAGAGUAUGUUUAUAGGUCUAGACUCUAGGUCAGGGAUAGGCAACCUUCGGCACUCCAGAUGUUGUGGACUACAUCCCCCAUAUUGCUCUUACACCCAUAAUGCUUGCAAAGCAUCAUGAGAGGUGUAGUCCAAAACAUCUGGCAUGCCGAAGGUAUGCCUGCUCUAGGUCGUGUACAAAGAAUGCUAAUAUUAAAGGAAAAAAUACUGGUACUUGCUCAUAGCGUGAAAAAAAGCCUAGUUUUACAUUACCUUUGGUGAGAUCCUCAUGGGCUGCAAUUGUAACGUUUGAUUUAUUUGGUAUUUUAAGCAAAAAAACGAAGUUUAUUAUUUUAUUUGCAUGGUGAUGUUUUGAUUAUGGGCAUUCUAGUAGUCUCACCCAGUAUGCUUUACUGAUGUAUCUCUUUUUUGUAAAAUAUCUAAUUAUUGGGCAACACCUGGAAACUUUAGUAGCCCGAUCCGCUUUCUUUGUCAUCUUUCAGACAAAUCUUUCUUUUGUGUUGGCCAUAAAUUGUUUCUAUGAAACAAUGGAGUCAGCCUGUGGGUCACACAUGAUUAAACAGAACAGGUUUGAUACUAAAAUGUUUUUUACCUGCCAAUUCACCCUCUUUGUUUACGUUUGGCAGGGAUUCAGCAGGUAAACCUGUUAUUCAUACCACAUCUUACAGUUUCACACCGUAAAAGACAGAGGUUGGAUGGCUAAUUUACCUACUUCACCAUCACUUUAUGAGGCAGUGCACUUUAAAUGUAUUCAUGUUUGAAAUGCAGUCUGUUGCUUAAUCACUGUCUCUUAUUCACAGUACACAAUAGGUCGCUGGAACCUGUUAUGGCUCUGCCAGAUUACAUUACCCUGAAUUUAAUCUUAGUGGCUCGGUCAUAAGAAACUUUAUUUGUACUACCACGUAGCACCACAAGAAAUGACUAUAUAUUUACACUUUAUAAAGUUUUCAUUCUUAAAAUUGAAAGCAGGAUUUAUAGUAAGCCUGGAACCUUAUUAUCAUUACGGCACACAUGGCAUUACCAGUCAGAUCAAACAGCUCAAGAUAGAAAACUGACGUGUUUUGAGUAGUCAAGGUGCUUAUUUAGGACACUGCGUGCAAAUUGGCACUUCAUUACAGAAUGAUUGUCUCUGGACUGGCAUUUUCUCCCCAGGAUUGUUUUUUGUGUCAUACCUUCUCUGCAAGAGGUCCAUGUAAUUCCACUUCAGCUCUGUUUGGCAGUUUUUUUGCUAACAAGCCAUUUAGCAUGCUUAUGUUUGAAGGUGAAUGCCAAUGGAUGUAAAGCUGGUAGAGUCGCAAGCCAGGAUAUUUGGGAAUUUAUCUCUAUGAUGAGAUGCUGAUUGGCCAGGGCUGUGUUUGAAUUGUGCAGGUUCUGCCCCUGAUCUGCCUCCUUGUCAGUCUCAGCCAAUUCUAUGGGGAAGCAUUGUGAUUGGAUCAGGCAACCACUUCUGAUUAUGUCAGAGGAAGUUCACAGGCAGAGGAAGCAGCUUCAGACUUGAAUACAAGUAAGAUUUUACUAUCUUAAGGGAGGCAAAGGGGGCGAAGGGGGCUAGAUAGUGGUUUUAACACUUUAGGGCAGCAAUACAUGUUUGUGUUCCUGACCCUAUAGUGCUCCUUUAAAGAAGGCUAUGCAUGUGCAAAACCUGCUGAAACCACACAGAUUUCAAACCAGCCCCAUAUUUUCAACAUCAUGCCUCAAGUAGGCUUGUCCAAUCAGUUACCAAUGAGGGGCUUUUCAAAACUGAAAGCGAUUGCAGAAUUAAAGAGACACAGAUGUGUUCCCAUAUUUUUUUGGCUUACCACCUACCUCUCCAAAAAAAAAAAUCUUAGUAUUUCUCAACUACUGCAAAUACGUUUGCCCCAAAUAAAAAAGGUAACUAUAGUCCAUUUAAGCAAUUUGAAUGUGCUACCAUAGAGCUCUGGCACGUGAAGUCUCAGAGCGUUACCGUGGUAACCCGCAGAAACGCUCUGUGAUUGGCCGAGCUCGCUGACGUCUACUGAAUGUUCUGCCACUCUGCCCGCGGUGAAAGUGGAGCUGCAGACCGGAGGAUGCACAGUGCUUUCUACCUGCAGCAUGGGCCACCCGAUGAGCCCCUUCAAUGCGCGUCCCGGCGGUCACACUGCACGGGCUGGUGCCGAAAUACAUGGCGGCAGGCACCCAAUCGCAGAGGUCCGCAGAGCGGCUGGGCCCCCAUGGGGAGACAGGCCCGGUCGCAGCUGCGACCACCGGAUGUGGAAUUCUCUGCCUGAAGAUGUGGUUUUAUGAGAGCAUGUACAGAUGUUUAACUGGACGCAUACUUGCAAACACAUAAUAUUCAAGAUUAGAAGACUAGCUGGGGUGGGUGGGAGUUAUGGGAAAAUGGGGAAUUUACUGUUAGUGCUGCUUACUGCUAGUUAGGGGUUAACGGUAAAAAAAAGCUUAGAAAAAUGUUAAAUCUGUGUAAAAAAAAAAAAAAAAGUUUUAAGAAAGUUUAGGAAAGUGUAAAAAAAAUUAAUAAGCAACUAGUUUUUAAAAGUAAAAAAAUACAUUUAAAAAGGCUCAUUACCACUACACCUGGAACAAAUUAGAGGAAAAAUGAUCCCACGCUAAGGUUCAAAAUGUGCCUUUUGAAUUACCCCAGGGUGUAUUCUUUAAUAAAUAGUAUGUGUUUGUGGGGAAGUUUCAAUAACCAACCGUCUAAACUACUCCAAAUUGGAACAUGGACAGCGUAAAACUUCAAAGUUAGAAAAAAACUGAAUGGCUGCGUCUCAAAUGCGCCCCUUCAACAUCCACAUAUACCUGGCAAAGGUACAUACGGUGGUAUGGCUGUACUCAGACGACAUAGCUGAGCAACAGAUGAAGUAUUAUACAGUCAUAGCACAGAUAAGGUUUGCAAAAUAUGCUGCGCAAACUCACUUUAUGUGUCAAAAAGGCAGAAAAAACACUUAUUACCACUACAUUUGGUACAAGCUAGCGGAAAAAUGAUCCCACGCUAAGGUUCAAAAUAUACCUUUUGAAAUACCCUGGGGUGUCUACUUUAAGAAAUGGUAGGCCUUUGUGGGGUAGUUUGAAUUUAAACCCUGCUUAGAUGCUUGGAAAUUGCACAUAGGCCCAGCGUCAAAAUUCAAAGUUCGGUAAAAACUGAUAUGGCUUGGUCUCCUAUAUGGCACUAUAGCUUCACAAAAUAGUGCCAAAGACAUUCAUUGGGGGUGUCUUUUUACUCAGAAGACUUAGCCGAGCAUAAUUUGGGGGGUUUGAACUUAAUGGCACAUGGGAAAUAUACAAAAUGCCCAGCAAAAAUACAAUCCAUAUGUAAAAAACGCACAAAAUUAUUUUUUAUCACAUACUUUAGCAUAUAUUAGUGAAAAAAUGGGGGAAUGUUAAGGCACAAUAUGCACCUUAUGAGAUACCCUGGAGUGUCUACUUUUACAAAUGGUAGGCCUUUGUGGGCUUUUUUAAACAGUCAAACUGUUAUAAUACCCCAAAUGGAAGCAUAGGCUCAUUAAAUCCGUCAAAAUUCUACUGUGAAUACUGAAAAGAACAGGCCUCCUAUAUGGCACUGUAACUUCACGAAAUAGUGCCAAAGACAUACAAUGGGGGUAUCAUUUUACUCAGCAGAUGUAACUGAACACAAAAUAAAACUUUGUACAGGAAUAGCACACACCAACUUUACAAAAUACACAUGAGAAUAUCUUUUUUUUAAGUUUGUGUGCCAAAAACCAAAAAAAACACAAUUUUACUCCAAUAUUUAGCAGUUGGCGGGGAAAUGGCUACGUAGAAAGUGUCAAAACAACCCUAGGUAAAUAGCCUGUGAUGUCUACUUUAUAUAAAUAUAUGCUUUUGUGUGGCAAUUUUUUUUUCUUUUAUGGCUAUUAAGCUUACAAGACAAACAUACCAAAUUCUAAAAUCGCUCCACAUUAAAAAGUUUAUUUUACUCCUUGUGCUUUGUGACCUGUAACUACCAAAAAUAACUUAAAAUCCCAGACACAUUAUAUAUUCUGUAAAUCAGAACAACUAAAUGAAUUUAUUUUUAAUUACUUUCCUUAACCUGCACUAAUUAUGCACACAUUAUUAUUGCAAAAACUGUAAAAAAAAAAAACACAAAAAUUUUCCUUUUUUUUGAAUUUUUCUGUACUUUUUUUUAUAAUAAAUAAGCAUUUAUAUAUAUAUAUAUAUAUGCGUGUUACAUCAAAUUAAAGCCCUUUCUGUCCUUUAAAAAAACGGUGUAUAAUAUGUGUCGGUGCAAUAAAUUAGUAAAAUGCAAAUUGCAGUUGAACGCAAACAGCAAAAAAUGCUGUUGUCAUUAAGUAAAAGACAAGCUUCUGAAGCUCUGUCCUUAGGGGUUAAUUGAUCAUUUGUUUGAAAUACAGAGUGUAUUUGUAGUAUUAAAAUCUAUUUAUAUAAGGACUUUAUGUAAAGAAUAGACUAUUUAUCUUCAUGUCAUAAUCAUUCAAUAUUUUUCAUAUGCAUACUACGUCAGCAGUACUGUUUAAAUUGCCCAGCUAAUGCCAAUGAGAUAAAGCGCAUUCCUCUCUUUCCUGUAAUAUUGACUAAGUAUUAAAAAAAAAAAAAAAAGGUGUGUGUGUUUAAUUCAUCCUGUUUAAAUAUUAACUUGAAUGAUGCUUUUUUUUUUUUUUAUCAAUGAAUUAGAAAUAAAAGAUAUAGAGUUCUUCUUGCUUAAGCAAAUAAUUCUUGCGUAAUUAAUAUUUUAUGUCCAAAACUUAUGGCUAAUAUUUAAAGGAUAAAAACAGUAUUGUAACCUCUGCUUUUUUUUUUUUUUUCUUUACAAGAAUAUUAUUAUAGUUAUUGAAAUAAUCUUAUCACUGCCUAAUAUUUCCCAUAUAUUUACAAAUUGUGUCUCACUAAGUCCUAUCCUUGAACCUUCCUCCACUUCUCUUUGGAACAUGAUCAAAUGGGAGAGCUAGAGCUUCAAAUUAGCUCAAUAGGAAAUGCUAUGUAGUUUACCCUGAGCGAUCAUCACAGUUUGACCCCUAUUGCUGAUCUUUACCUCCCCUGGAAAUCCGACAGCCCAGAAACCUAGGGUCUUCCUUGCUGCCUGUUAAAUUGUCCUUUAACAUGUAGACCGGGGGUGCUCAAAAGGUAGGUCCCCAGAUGUUGUAGAUCUAUAACUCCCAUGAUGCUUUGCAUGCUUUUAGAAUUACAAAGCAUCAUGGAAGCUGUAGUUUUAAAAUAUCUGGGGAUCUACCUUUUGUAGAGCUCCCUGAUGUAGACUCACUCUGUAUAUCUACCUGAUGUAGAACCACUCUUUAGUAUUUGUUGGGUAACCCCACCGGGAAACAAUACAAACUGUUAUUUAAUUUUAUAACCUGUGCAUUUCGAUCUAUUUGAUUUGGUUGCUAUGACAUUGGCAAGUUAUUUGUAUAGCUAGACUACAUGCUCCUUAACACGUCCACAACUUUCUCGAACCCUUUAUGUCCCUGUUAAUAUGAACACCCAUCCACACACACAUUUAUGUUAAAUUGCUUUCUCCACUGUCUUUUUUUUUUUUUUUUCUUCUGAUUGUGUAAAACCAUUUUCUAUCGAUAAAUACCUAUCCAGCAAAUAUGUAUGAUACGGUUGCUUUCUAAUAAUAAAAAAGAAUAAUAACAUAUUACCUCAUGGUGCUGAGCAGUUAUAGGUUUAGGAAUCCUAUAAAAUAUUACAUUCCCCUCUGAUUUAAUGUAUUACAUUUUUUGUAUUCCAUCUGAUGGUUUUACUUUAUCUGUUAUAUAUUACAACAUUUAGGAUGACGCACCAUAAAAAUAAAGAAUAAAUUUAAAAAAAAAAAAAUAUUUAGAAUGACCUAAGUGUCAGAAUAUAAACUAUACAAUUCAUUUAUCUGUUAAGCAAUGGCAGUUCUACAGUUCAUAGCAUUCUUAUAUACCCUUAGGGGCAAUUUUCUCAUAUUACUACAUUUGUUCAGUUAUAGCUUUCCUCUUUAACAUUUAGUGGCACAGACAAAUAAUAAUAUAUUGAUUUUUAAAUUAAAAGAGAUAUAGAUCCAUGUAUAUAGAUACAUAUAUUUUUUUCCUAUGACUUUAGUGGCAGUUCAAUUUCUUAUCAAAUUUAGGUUGCAAAGAACAUAAAUUUAAAAGAAGUCUGAAGAGAUAUGUAUUUUUUAUGAUUAUUUCUUUUUAUGCAUUGGUUCUCAAGGGAAUAUGACUGUAUUUGACACUUUUUGUGUAGCCAAUUUCAUCACCAAACUUAGACAAAGUGUUUGCUAAUAUUGUGGGUGUUUUUUUUCAGUCAACUUAAUUUUACAAACUCGUAGUUACAGAUUAUUGAUUAGCUGUGUCCAUGUUUCAUUCAAAUGUAGUUUCUAAGAUUUGGUUGUGGGGAGGGGGUUUCACACUCACAAUGCCAUUUGCGACAUGUGCAUUAUUGUUUUCAAACUUGGCUAAACUCAUAUUGUAUUUUGUGUAACUUCCUCUUUUAAAAUUAGUCCCACAAAAUGAUAUUACUUGAAAUGUGAAUACCCCAGGGCUUUUCACAUGGUGCAUACAGACAUCUACAUAAAACACUACAAAGCAGGUGGCCACAGACAAUUGUAGAAAAAGGCACGGUUUCAGAUCUUUCAAGGCUACUAAACAUCACCUGUAUCAAGAAAGGAAGAACAAAAACAACAACUAUUUGUUCUUACCCUAUGACCACAAUGUGUUGAGACUAGUAGUGGUGGGUUUAGCAAUACCCUAAAAUUGGUGGGUCCUAAUCUAGCUGUACAUUGGACAGUGGGAAGUAAUAGAUAAUUUGCUUCUGCCUACCAGACACCCACUAGAGGCGCUUCCGGGAGUUUACCAGACUUUGGGUCCCUUAAACAACGCUGGACAUCCUCACGCUCUGCAUGAGGACAUCCAGCGUUGGUAAAAUCUUAUUCGCAAAGCAUGGAGUCAAUGCUCUCCUAUGGGGAGGGCCUAAUGCACAUUAGUUCCUCCCCCACCCCCUGUUUGAUGUUGGAGGAGGUAGAGCAACAACCCAGCGCUGGUCAUCAAUGGGGGGACUAGAGAAAUACAACUUUGUAAUAAAACUUUGUAUUCCUAACACUAUGUAAUCCAUUUAAGCUUAUAUUGUCUAACAUACAUUUUAUGGAUGACAGAUCCACAAUAACUAUAAUAAGGGCUAUAUAAAGCACUAUUGUUUGUUUGGUUUUCCGUCUUACAGUAUUUGGAAGACUGGUUAUAACAAGUUAUUGAGUAGACUGUUCUGUCCUAACCGAUUUACAUGCAUAACGAACAUUCCCUCUGUUGCUUUUUAACCACAAGAGAAUAUAUGCUCACCUCAGUGGAUUUCUGAUAUUUUCUUUGAAAUGUGAAAAAAUUACUUUUUUUAUUGUUUGUUUUAUUUUUUUAAAUUUUUCAUGUUUUGCAGGCUUCUUCUAUGCUGAGAGCAUCAAUCGCCCCCACGUACGUAGAAACAACGUUGUGUUUUCCGUGCCAGCUAGACUGAGAUAAGGAGAAAUAAAAUUUAGAGGACUGCGUUUGACAGCUGGAUUAAUACAGUUCAUACACCCUUCUAUAUCACUUUACUUGUGAUAAGUUUGGUAUUCAAAUAAAAUACAAUACGUAUUCUGCAGCUGUCAUAAAUUAAUAAUUUAAAAUAAAGCCACAGUAGCAAGGGACUAAAUUAUUAUUUUUUUCACUAGUUAGAUGCCUGUGUACUGAAACUAUUUUUUUUCUGUCAGUUGCAUAGUUGAUGUAUGGUCUGUUUUUAAAGGAACACUCCAAGAACCAUAACCACUACAGUGUGCUGUAGAAGUAAUGAUGACAGGAGUGCACUGGUGCCCCUUCAUUGUACAUUGUCUCUUAACCAAUGAUUUAAGUCCUGCACAGCUGUGCUUUGCUCAGACAGCAAGGCGGAACCUCUGUCUGAAGUAUUGGACUUAGGGAGCAGUAUCUGGUGGAUCCCAUUUAAAAAAAAUAAAAUAAAAAAAAAUAAAAUAAACUGAUUACUUAUAAUAGGGUGAUUUAGGAUACUCCUGGCACCAUAAUUCCUACAAUAAGCUGAUGUGUUCUUUAAUUUCCAUUAAGCAUUUUAAAUUUUUUUAACCAAAUUUUUUAAUAUUAUGUAAAAUAGAUGUUAUUAAGGGAGAAAAAAUUCAAAAUGAAUAUUCUCUUCAAGUACAGGUUUAUAUUUAUUUUAUUUAUAUCUCUAUGUGUACUAAAGAAAAUAAAUGAUGGUCCAGACACUCAAUGUAAAUCCAGUGAGCAGGUUUAUUGGAACAGAUCAAAAGCAACGUUUUGGCCCACAAUAGGGCCUUUAUCAAGCUAUUACCUUGCCAUUAUCAACAUGAGAUUGUUGCAGAAAAAUAAUAUUGGCUUAAUUAAGAAAUGCUUGGUUAUCAAAAUCCAAAGGGAGUGUUACACUCAAGUAAACAAGCAGUGUCAGCUACAACUUCUGGAGCACAUUGGAAGGGAUCUGCAGUGCCUUAUAAUUAUUCAAAGUCAUAAACCACAUGCUUUACAGUGUGUUACAAAAAGUGAUAAUUUAUUGACGAUUAGAUGAACCAAAACUUUUACGACGUUUCGGCAUUAAGCCUUAAUCGUGAAUACAGAAUCAUAGACAACAAAAACGAUAUUCCUGUGCUAAAUGGAAAAUACCGCAUAUACAUCUGAAUCAAUUUGUUCCUGUGACUUUAGAGAGGGGGAUAACCACGAGAAACACGGGACUAUGCAUUAAACUACACCCAACCCUCUUCACAGACAAUAUUGAUUUUUGCAGCCAAUUUGAACAGAUACUUAAUAACUUUUCAUUUGCUGUUAUGUUAUGGUCCUGACCAUAGACUACUUGUAGAAAGAAAUUACUAAGAUUAAAACUGAACUGGUGGAAAUUGAAUUAAAUUCAAAACUGCCAUGACAUUGGAAAACCUGAACAAACUGAACGCUGAUCUAAAUAUACAGAUGGAGACACUUAAAGCAAAUAUUGAAACCAGGAUAUUUAUAAGGGAUGCGGAUGAUUACAAAAAGGGCCUGAUCUACAAGUGGAAUGGUUAUCAAUACUCCAGGAGGAUGCCACCCAGGAGGGGCAUACUGACAACUACAAGACGAGACAACACCCCCUCUGACAGCACUGAUUUGAAGAUCUCUGAUAACAAGCGGUAUUCUCAAACCCCUACAAUGCUACUUUUUUGUCCUUAGGCCCCCAACAAGAAAUAUUGUACAUGGUUAUGUUCAUCUGAUUCUCAAGAAAUUAUCACUUUUUUUUUAUCACACUGUGAAGCCUGUGGAUUUUAAAGGAAUACAUGUUAUGUCAAUGUACAAUCUUGGCUGCCAUGGCAUAGGUCAUUUCAACAUCACCUUACUUCUUACAUCCUCUGGAGUCUUCCAUUAUUUUAACUUAUAUGUUGAAAUAUGAAAUAAAAGCAUAUGUCAUCUUGAUUGAUCUGUCAUAUUACAAAAUCAGUGUAAUGGGUUGUACUUAUAUUAUUAUGGAGGAAUGCUUACUAUAAGGGCUGCUCGUUAAAGGAGACUUGUCAGGAUUUCAAAGUGACUUUUACAUUUUUAAGGACAAAAAAAACAAAUUGUAAGCGGACUUGGUGAACUUUUCCAGUUUUUCUGUUUUGGACUUGAAUUUGAAAUUCACUUUGAAUUCCCCAACAUUCUCACUUUAGUGAAUACGACUGAGUAUCUCUACUUAUUCUUCUUAUUAUUGUCUUCUUUCACUUUCAUAUUAUCUGUUUUGCUCUGUCCUAGGAAGCUGCAAGAAGUACCUUUAUUGCCUUCUUUGGAUUAUGAAAAGCUAAAAAAGGACCUGUUAUUUGGUAAUGAUCGUCAUAAAGCACUGCUCCUACAAGCCUUGCGUUGGGUAAGAAGCCUGCAAUGCUUUGUUCUACUUUUCUUUCUGGUGUAGUAUUUAGUAUACAGUACUGGGAAUUUUGAUUGAUAUCCAGUGUUAACCGGCAACAGUAACACAUAGUGAGUUGUGGGGAAAAAUGAAGAGGACCGCUUAAAAGGACUCUUUGGUCACCAAAACCACUACAGCUAAAUGUAGUGGUUCUUGUGUCUGUAGCCUGUAACUACAGGCUUUUUAUGUAAACACAGCAUUUUAAGAGAAGAGGCAAUGUUUACAUUGCUGCCUAGUAACACCUCUAGAGGCAGUCACUCAGACGGUCUCUAGAGAUGCCUCCUUUCUCAGUGCUGCACAGUAUGCAGCACGUAUAAUCCGCAUCUCCACGCUCAGCAUGGAGGAACUGAACGUUCCUCACAGAGAUUUAUUGAUAGAGGAGUUGAGGAGAUGCUGAUUGACACAGCGAAUAGCUUCCUAAUGCCUUUCUAUAGGAAAGCAUUGGAUUGGCUGAGAUCAUGGAGGCGUGGCUAGGCGCAGUGUGGAAAAAAAGGUGAUUAAACUCAUCUUUCUCCUGCGAUCGGAGGAGGACUGGAGACCUAAAUAGUUCAUUUAACAUUAGUGUCAGGAAUACCAGAUAUAAGAACUACCGAAUGCAGAAACUUGUUUUGCACCUGAGAAAUGGUAUAACGUGUGUACAUAUGAUUAGUUAUACAAGUUUUAAUUGUAAAUGUAAAUUUUUACAUUUAUCUGUGUUUAAAUACAUGUUUUGUGUCCAGAACCUAUUAUCUACAGUGUAUGUGAGGACCAGAUAACAAAGCAAACACCCUACACAGGGGUGCAGUAGAUCUCCCUUAAAAAGUAGAUGUUACAGAGCAAGAACAAUGCUCCAUAAAUUGGGAGGUAAGAUUUAGAAAUUUAUAAUAAAUUCCUAUGUCACUAAUGAAGGGCUACUAAUUCCCGUUAUAUGCAGUUAUAUAUUUAGAUUUCUUUAACGAGCCUAUCAGUAUUCUGUAAGCAGCACAGACAAUAUCACUUCUUUUUUUUAAUUUAUUUAAAAAAAAUGUGUGUGGGUUUUUAAUUUUCUUUACUUUUGCAAUAUAAAACUAUAACUAUUUCUUGCACUGAUGUUACACAUCAUCUUUAUUAGCCCUGCAUGUUCCACAAACUAAGCAGAAUAUAUACAGUUCUUCCUGGUGCAUUUCAAUGCAGUUAAUAGAAUACUUUUAGUGUUAGGAAUAUUCCUAACCCAAUAGUAUCCCCCUGCCUCCGAGGCCAGCCCAUCUAGUAAUUAAAAGGCUAAAACACUUUUUUAAUUUACCUCUUUCCAGCACCGAGGUUGCUUGGCGCUGGACUGGUCCAGCGACGUCUCUCCGAUGGAGGAACCGCAUGCACAUAAUAUCCUACCCAAACGGAACCAUUGAAUCAGUGCUUUCCUAUGGGAAGAUACUGAAAGACAGCCACUAGAAGUUGUCUUAACCCUGCAAUGUAAACAUUAAUAUGCAAUGAUAUUGACAUUGCAAUGUAAACAUUGAUCCGAGUGUGGAUCGAAACAUUGCUGUGUUUGACGUGUUUUUCAAAUAAAACUGCUGUUUGAAAAAUACCCUGCGUGCCUGGACUACAUUGUCUUCACUGUAUGGAAUAGGGGUUUGCCAGCCCUAGGUACAGUGCUCCGAGGUCUAAAUGCUAUUAUAAUCUUCACCAACACCUAGAUUUCUGUUUUCUAUUUCAAGUUUCAAAGGAACACAGUAUGUGUCAUAAAUUUACUUGCUGGCUGCCUACCUAAACAUUUAUCAUUGACCGGUAUUGAGAACUACUAACCUGUUCUUCAAGUUCAUGGGCAAAGCAGCAGCUUUUUGCAUAUCUGAGAUAAUACAGAAGAUUUGUAAUACCCGAGAUAUAAUCUGAUUACUUUACUUGUCUCAAACUCAAAGCAUUUUCAUGAGUCGUAGUGUUACACCAGGAAAUUUGCCACCACUGACUAAAACAAAUCAAACCAAUAAAAUAGAUUUAUAACUAUAACUGCUCUUUAGCGAAAAUUUCCUGGUUUCCCAUUUUACAGAAAAUCAGAAGAGUCUAUGUAGCAUCGCAAACUAAUUGAUUGUUAAUAAAAAAAUACUGUUUUAGACCAGAGUAACCCUUACUGUCCUGGUUAACCCUUAAAAGUGGGCAAAAAAAAAGGAGACUAUAGAUCAAAUUUACCUGUAAUACAGUUUUGAGGCCAAGUUGUCCGUGAAGCUUAAUACUACUUAUUGACAAUAAUUGUUAAUACUUUAAUGACGCCGCAAGUGAUGGAGUUACACCUCUGGACGCAAAAGGAUAUAUCUCUGUAUGUGCAGCGUUUACAGAAUUAAAGCACCAUGACCACUUCAAAUCUCUGAAUUGGUCACAGUGUUUGGAGUAAACCUUUAAAGAUACCAUGAACUCUCUAUUCUGCUACAAAAUAAGAUUGCUUUCCCUGUAAUCCUGUUUUACUCAAUUUAGUUAUUACUCUACUUCAGAUAGUCGAUUACAAGUAUUUUAAUUCAAUUUCAGCGUCUUACUCGCUCCCAGUCUGGAGAGCAAAGGGACACCAUUCUCCAGGCAUACAUUAGCAAUGACCUGCUGGACUGCAGUCACAAUGAACAGGUUAGCAGCUGUAAAAAGACAAUUAUAUUUUGGUAAUGUUUGUGUAAAUCUGUGGAUUGAAAAGCAGAAUAAAUAAAACUCAAGUGUUCUCUCUUGUAGUUUACUGCUUGCAUUGCAAAUGAAUUGUGACUAAUCUGUUAUGUAUUGUACUUCCAUAUACAUUUUCUUACUAUUUUUGUAAUUUUUUUUUUUUUUGACUCCCAAAGAGAAAUGUCCUGAAACUUCUGAGCUCCAGCAAUGAGGUGGUCAGACAGUACACAGCUCGUCUGAUAAAUGCGUUUGCAUCCUUAGCCAAUGGUAAGUGAUAUAUAUUGAUCAAAUACUUGUAGGGGGCUUGUGCUUUCAAUUAAAUAUAUUGCAAUAAUGCAGGGGUGUCAAACUGUAUUCUUGAGGGCCCAAAUCCUGCUCCCUGACUACCCUGUCUACACGUAGGCUGUUAGGUGUCUAAUGUCUGACUUGACCCAGGUCUAGGAAGCUCCCCUCCCACCUUUUUAAUAUAGCACUGAGAAUCCAGUGCCCUGGUAUUGCUUAUUAUGGGAUUUAUUCAUUAAAUUGUAGAGAAUUAGAAUCUGAAUGGCAAAAUCCAGGCUAAAAUAGCAGAGUUGGAUAAUUUUUCCAGAUCAGCUUCCUGCACCUAAAUCUUGCCAUUCAGAUUUCAGUUUGUUACAAUUUUGAGUUUAGUGAAUAACCUUGUAAGAGUGAAGUGGGUGAGAACAAAGGGCAAAAAUCAUGUCCCUGCUCCAUGUUUACACACUGUGCACCAAACUGAAGCCUCCUGUCAAAUAAAAAGCCCUCACGCUCAAGAACCAUUGCUACAUUAGGGGGAGGAGGAGCAAAGAAGGUGGAGAGUCAACUUGCGUAUAUAGCCUCACAGACUUUACCUCUCUGUGCUUGUAUCUCUGGGUCAGCCUUUGUGACUGUGUGCCUCUGUUUGUAUCUAUGUGCGUGUGAUUAUGUGAUAGUUUUCUGAUAAUUUGUUUCUAUACGUGUGAGUGACUGUCUUUGUGUGUGUGUGUGUAUAUAUCUGCAGGUUCCAGGUGAAUGCAUAACAUUUAGGGUUAAUAAAAAGCAAUGUAGGUACCAUAAGCAAAAGAGAUUGUUCAGCCUCAUUUCUUCUUGACUAUCCUGCAUCUACCUUCAGAGUCGUGCUUGUCAACUUUUCUGUCUCUUAUUUGCUAUUUCCCUCUUAAGUAGUCUUUUUUUUCUUACUAGCAGUGUGCUUGGUCUGGAAUAUAUGUGGGUUAAAGAUUCUGGGAGGCGGUGUGUGGCAUGUAUGUGUGUAGCUUUGUAUGAUGAUGUGGUCGGGAGGGCUGCCCUAAACCUGGCCACAGGGCCUUCUCCCAACUCCACCCAUGGGGCCUGCUCGCCUUUAUAUACCACUACCGUUUGGCAGGCACUUAGAACUGAGAUAUGGGAGACUUAGUGUGUGUUUAGGGAAUGUAGUAUAUGUGCACAGGGCAUCUGGUGUGUGUAUAAUGGAUGCAGUAUGUUUGUGUGUGUAUUUAAUUUGAGCUAUAAAGAAUUGGCGUGAUCUUAAGGCUUUUUUUGAGAAAAAACUAAAUUUAGUUUUAAUUGGCAGACCUUGAUAAUUACAUUUUGAGGUCGUUUCGGCCCAUCUUUGGGCAUUUCUCAGGUUCUUUAGAAAGGCCCAAGGUGAAGCCAAAACGUUGAUCACAAAAUGUAGUUAUCAAUUAUACAAAUUAUCCGAAAUACAGGAGGUAGUAUUGCACUCUGGAAAAUAUCAAAAUAAGCUACAUGAGCAAGUACUGCUAUUCCCUCGCAUGAUACAGUAAAAAGCAGACCAGAGGCUCAAUUUAUUAUGGGUAUUACAAAACUGUGAGGCCUUAAUUAUGUGACACACUCAGCCAAUAAAUUAUUUACAGAUCGCGACAUUAUUUAUAUAUCUUUAGCGGAAGUAAAACCUCUCCUUCAGAUAUAUCAGAAGGGGGCUUGACCGGAGGUGCCUAAAAGACCCAAGUAAAUGUCAAACCAUUCAAAAAUGGUUAAACUACUUACUGUGGGAUGACACCAGGUGACUCCUAUCGCCUUACCUAUUGCAAUGAGAAUUUAGUGGUAAUGAUGCUUAGACUGACUCCUAUACUUUGUAUUUUAAUUAUUUUCCCCUUUGUUAACCCUAAUGCUAAAUCCAGGACACAUGUAAAAAGUGCUAAUCGGUACCUAGUUCUGAAAAUCCAUUUCCACAUCUAAGUUGCUCACACCAAAAUUAACAUGAUUUUUCUCCAGAUGUAGAAUACUUUCUUUCCUUGAUGUCGUAUUACACACAUUUGUUAUGAUGCCAAGGCACUAUCCGUCAUGUAUAGAUUUCUGUUGAGACUAUUGGAAGCCUUUUCUAUGGUAUAAAUCAUAUCUGUCAAAACGAUAAAUCAAUGUGUGUGUUUUAGAAUGACAUUUUCCUGCUGAUAUGAACAGGCUGUGUUGUAUGAACUUAUAUCCACAUUGAUAUUUUUAACACUAUAUGUUAUCUGAGACAGAAAACAAUUUAAAAUUGAGGUUUCUUUUUUUUUUUUUUUUUUUUACACAUGCUGUUUUCUUUGAAAAAUAUUGCAGAGAAAACAGUCGUUUAAAAAUUGGUGUAUAUUCAAAAAUGAUUGUUAGGGAGCAAAAAGCGCAAUGGAUGGGGGGAAAAAAACAGAUGGAAUAACUUUAAAUUAUCAAAAAAUUAAACAUGAAAGUGCCAUUGACUCUCCAUUAAUGUGUCUGCGCAGUUAUCAUAUGAAAUUCUUGAGGGACGACAAUGAUAAUGGUAUUUUUAAAGUUUAUUGUGAGAUGAAGAAUGUAUUAUCCAAAAACUUCUGACAGAGAUUUAAAGAGUUUCCAAAAAAACCAAAAAGGAACUGCACUCAAUCCCAUCAAUUUAAACCAGGGUGCAACCAAACCAGGACUAAGCACCAAGUUCCAAUGGCAACAGCGUGAAAUAUAGAGAUGGUUCAGGCACUCCAAGGAUCAGAAAUGGUAUAUUUGUUUGAACUAUAAAAUACUGGCGUAAUCUUAAGGCUUUUUUUGUAACACAGACCGUAAGGUCGAAAUGUUGUUACUUUGGGUUUCAAUAAAUUUGCCAUUUCUGAUCCUUGGAGUGCCUGCACCAUCUCUAUAUUUCAAGCUAUUUAAAGAGUAACUGCAACCAAAAAGCAAUGUUUUUAGUUAGAGCAACCCUUGUUGCGCUGGUCCCCCCGCCUCCCUAAUUAAUUUUUUUUUUUUUUUUAAAUAAAGCUGAAAUGUACCUUCAUUCAAUGCAAUGGAAAGACUUGUAGCGACACAGAGAGUGGGUGUACCACCAUUGGACGUUUAUCAUUAGACGUUUAAUAACAAAGCACUGCUCACACAGAUUCCAGGCACCAUGACCACUUCAAAUCACUGAAGUGGUCAUGGCGUUUGGAUUAAACCUUUAACAAAUGUUGUUUUUAGAAAAGUGGUGCAAAGAUGUAAUAGGGGAGGAGUCACCAAUUUGAACAGUUUAAUAAAUAUUUCCACAUGUGUUUGCUAAUUACAUCUAUACUCUAUACUAAACUAUGCUUUUUGUAAAUCCACUUUGUGUUGCAGGGCGGAUUUACCUCUCCCAGAAUCCUCGUCUUCUGCACACUUUAGAAGACUCCCUUAAAUCUGAAGAGAAAGAUUCUGCUACAAGAGAAAAUGUUCUGGGCACUCUUCAGAAACUUAGCCUCAGGUAGGACACAACUAAUUUACGCUUGAUGCUAAAGCAAAAAUGCCUAAGGAAUUCUUUUAAACAGAAGCUGGUUGUGGCAUCAUUUGUUCUCUCCUUAAUGUGUAAUUUUUCGUAAUCAAACCCUGCUUAUUUUUAGCACAUGUUCAUGUCCACAUGAAAUAUAAUCUAUGACGUACAUUCUAGAUCAAUCCAUGAAACCGAUUUUCUCUGUUUACCUUCAUUUUUUUGUGUAUGGAUUGAUAACCUUUGUCUUAAUGUUUUGUUUUUUCCUAGCUCAUUGCACUUUUAACACUAAAUCUGGAAUGGCUUUACGCUCUUAAGCAAAUAGGUGUUGGCUGCAGCCAAUCUUUAGGUUACUGCUAUUGAUAUUUAAUUUAUUUGAUGGGAGAAGCCAGGUUAAUAGGUGCUGCUCAUUAAACAUGUAGCUAUUUUUAAUCAUAUGAUGAAAUGCUGAACAUAUAAAUAUUUAAUGUUCAAUGGAAUGACCACACAGAAAUAUUUAAUUAAAUUGUAAGUUCAAAGUUUUGUUGCGGAAAAAAAUAAAUUACGUUAAAGCUACACAGUUAUAAAGUACAUAUUUGCAGUUGGAAUCAUUCAAAUAAUGGCAUUUGUCAUAAAUAGCUUAAAAUAAAUGUAUAGAUGCACAAAUACUUGUAUAAAUAAACCUCUAAUAAAACUCUUUUGAAGUUUUGAUAAUUUAAGAAUUGUAAUAAAUUACUGAUAACGUUGAACUGGAGAUGUGGGGGAAAACAUAUCAAGCUGUAUUGAGUAUUGCUUAACUGUAUUACAUGGUUUCCUAGAAUUAUAACUAAGGUUCCACAUAUCUGAUUGAAUGCGUGAUAACAUUGUUUAAAAAUAUGUCCAGUUAAGUUAUCAUUUAUCCUGUAUUAAGAAUUUCUUUCCACCUGUGACUACUAAUUAUUAGACACACUGAAACAGGCCCUUUAAAAAAAAAAAAUAAAUGAGGUGGAAUAGGGAGUUUGUGUUUCUCAGGAUACUAAACCUAGCAAUCUUUUUUGCUUCCCCUCCUGACAAUUUUUUAUUUUUUGUUCCUGUGUCCUUUCUUCUGUGGGACUCUACCUCCAGAUAUCUGACUCAAUGCUGGACAUCUUAGUCUGCUAUUCUUCUCUGAUCAGACUAAGCCUGAUACGAUUGUUGGCAUGUUCUCUGUCUAAUAUGAAUCUCCAGUCCUAGUUCCAGAUCUCCAGACCUUGUUGUUUUUUUCUGCAUUCCACCUGUUUGUAUUAGCCUAUGUGUUACCUUGCACUCUUGUAGUGCUUGUCCCCUUUCUAGGCCUUCCCAGGAAGUGGUGAUAUACACGUUUUUACUUCUCCUUACAACCAGGCUCCAGUGUUACAAAGCAAAGAACAAAAGUCCUGAAACUUAUUUCUGGCUUUGUAGAUGGUCUGGUGCAUAUAAAAUUAUCUGUGAUUUGGCUUCUUGCAACAUUUGUCUGUCCUUAACUGAGUUUUAAAUAAGGUUUGUUUUUUUAUUUUCUUUCUCUCACUGAGGUGACUGUUUGAGGUGUUGCUUUCUUUACAUUCUAGCACAUAUGUCUACUAGUGUACCCGCAUUGCCAAGUCCAAAUUCUCCCCUCUGCCUGAUCCUCCUUGUCUGAUGUCACUCAGGGGGUGAGAAGGAUGGACUGAGGGAAGUACAGGGGCGGCACGAAGGGUGGGACUGUGCCAUCAUUGGCUGUCUGGCGACAGUAUGCUGUGCUUACUGGCGUCAGAUGCCAGUUUUGUUUUCACAGAAUUGACAUUAGCCGUCCCAGAACUAAGGCUAAUGACUUUGUUGAAAGUGGUAUACCUCCAGCAGCUGAGGGGUUAAUCUCUUUGUCUUUCUAAAUGCAGCAUUUCAUUGCAAAAUUCUGCACAUACAGACUCCCAGCACCAUCACCACUUCAGAUCACUAAAGUGGUCUUGGAUCUUGGACUAACCCUUCAAGAGCAACUGCUCAACAGUUAUGUCCCUUUCAUAUGUCUUCAAGGUUUUAUUUCAAAACAGACUCCUAAAACUUAAGACACCCAGAAGAAUAUGCCUGACAGCUGCUUAUGCUUUAUACUUUAUUUUAAACCAAGUCUGAGGAUCAAACAAAAAAUAACAAAAUAUGAAAAUAAUUACUUGGCAUUCUAGAAAAGUUUUUUUUCCAUGUAAUGUCAUCUGGUUUUCUCUUUUACCAUUUCCUUUUUUUUUUUUGUUUCCUUCUUUCUUAUAGCCCCAUUAAAUAAAAUACUGACAAAACAGGACUGCUUCUACUGCACUAAAUGUGCCAUUUUUAUGUCAAUCAAUUUUUAGACAUUGACUAAUUAAAUGGUAUGGAAGAUAUCCACGAUGAUACAUUGCAAUGGCAAUUAAGCUAUGUCACCAGUUGAUAUUUUUAUUCACCUCUGUAUUUCUCUCUGGUAGUCUAGCUAACUGGUAUAAACAAGCACCUGUUGACAGCUAGUUAACAUAAAACUUUGAACACAUAUCAUAUACUGUUAGUACACAUCCUACUAAAGAAAAACGCAUAAAGCUAGAAUGAAUUUUCACAGGAAAAAAAAUAUAUAAAUAUUACUAAACUAGUAUAUAUUUGGAGAAAUAUGAUGUGAGAAAUAUCUUUAUACACCACAUUUGAACAAAACAGAUACCAGUAAUUCUUAAAUCACUUAAGAUAAGCUGCUAGGCCAGCAGGUCAUGAUUUAGUAGGACUAUCACUUACCUGAUUUAGUAGGACUACCCCUUUUCUGAUUGAGUAGGACUAUCCUAAAUCUCAUUAAGUAGGACUGUCUCUUAUAAGGACUGUCCCAUUUCUUAUUGAGUAGACUACUCCUCAAUUGGAGGAGACAGUCCAGAGUACUAGAGUUUUGUGCCUAAAUGUAUCAUUCUGUUAUUUGAAUAUAAGACAAGAAAGGUGGGGCUAAUCUUAUGAGAGCAACUUCUCUUGUCUGGUGAAAUCAGUUGUCUCUCAAUUACUAUUCCAUAUGGUUAGAAAUUCUGGUAUAUAGAUAAGAGUGGGAUAGUUGCAAAUACAGCCAGGUAUUCUUGUUAUAUCUGGGGUGUACAGGAGAACAGCACAGCACUGAACACUCCCUGCAGCCCUAUCUUUCUCUGAUGGUGUAAAAAUAUAUUAAAGGAGAGCUUGACUGGGUACCACAGCCUUCCCUGCUUUGAUCCUUUUUAGUGUACAAAUCCUCCUCGGAGGUCUGUGUAAAAUAACCAUUGCACCUUGGUAAAUGGGAGCAUGGGCAUCCUUUUUAUCCAGGUAUUGCUGUCAUACAUUUAAAGUAUUUGUGUAGUUAUCUAAAUCUUCAGAGAAUUCAGCAUGUACAAUACAUUACAGCUGAGCUACAUCAAGCCAUGGGUUUUAUAUAUAAUGUAAAAAUUGUAAAAUAAUAAGAAAUGUUAUUGGAUGCAGUUAAUAUGCAUACAGUGAUGGGAGAAUAUGAGAUCUAGUUGUUCUGUACACUUCCAAAGUUUAUUUAAUAAAUAAAUAAACCACUGAAGUGGUGUUUAAGUUUGGUGAAGACUUCCAGCAAGUAUGGCUACAUGUAAAUUCACACAUACAACAGUAUUUUAUACCUUUUGACCAUUCCAACCUAGUCCUAGAGUAAUGGUUUCACCAAGUUGGACAGCGUGUUAUGGAAUGGAAUAUACCUGCAGUAUAAAGCAGAUAAUCAACAACCACAGAUAACUUUGGUAUUUCCUCUUUUCAGAAGCUGUAUGCAAUCAGCCAUGAUCCAGGAUGGCCUCAUCUAUUGGCUGGUUCAAGAGUUAGAAGAUAUAGACUCUCUCUCCGACUACACUGUGGAGUAUGCAGUAGCACUGCUUAUGAAUCUUUGCCUUCGAAAUGCAGGUGUGUGGGAUAGUACACAUUGUUGCAUGAAGGUCUUUGGUUCCCAAUUAUUUUUUUCCGUGGAACCCUUUGACAUAAUGUACCAACAACGUGGAACCUCAAAAUAUUUUCUUUGCGCCAUAGCACAAACCUUUUAAUGUAAUGGGGAUUUUUUUGGAUGUGUUUUUUUUGUGAUACAUACACUGAUUUCUACAGCUAGUAAACCUAUUGUAGUUUUUAGGAGCAAAGGAAACAACUAAGUUAAGGCAAAAGUGGGAUAUACAUAUAUUUCCAGCAGCACACAUUCUGACUUAAAAAAAUAGGGGAAGAAAAGCUAUCUUCAGAUGCCAGAUUAGGCACUAAUCUAAAGGGCAGCACAAUAAAACAAAUCAUUUCAUUUCUGUGAAGCCAGAUUGGGCACAAUACUAAUUGAAACAACAAAAAUACCCAGAGGUCAGGACAAAAUUGCUAUUUACCAUAGCGAUCUGGCCCUUAGGAUUUGUUGAACCCUUAACUAUGGAACAUCCCCAAGGCUGUCAAACAGCCUGGGAGGUUUGCUGCCUUCUUCUGUUAGCUCCCCUGAGCGAACAGAAGUUACAGGUGUGCCCUACUUGAGUGCACCUGCCUCCUCCCCCACAGACCUCAAACCAGCCUCUUUGGAUCUUCAGACCUCAGACUACCUCCUUCACAGCACACCCUUGCUUACAGAUUCAGAGGCUUCCGAAUGAGAAGCCUUUGGCUCUUUCCUCAAGAAGAGAGUGUUAGCUGCUUCCUUUAAAAAAGGGGAGGGCGUGCAAAGGUGCAGUUUAUAAGCAUCAAAAAUAAAACAAAACAAUAUUAUAAAUAUCGUAUAGGUAAAUAUACUGCCAAUGUUGUUAUAAUUUUGGCUAGUUAUGCAAAUUAAUUAAUAUUGUUGCUGCUAAUUUCACAUAUUUGCAGCUAACUUUACAUAUUAUAGAUUUGUCACAUUUGGCAGAGACUGUAUGAUCAAGUCUACAACAGGAUUUUUCCUUUGCACCUCAUAAAAUUACAGAUGCGUUUUUUUGUAUGUGUGUGUUUUGUUGUUAUUAUUAUUAUUAUUAUUAUUAUUAUUAUUAUUUUUAUUUAUUUUUUAUUUUAUUUUUUUUUUAAGCCCUGUAGAAACUCAUUUAGCGCCCUCAGAUGUUGCUGGGCAGAAAUUCCUGAAUUUUAGAUAUCUAUUUGUUUAUCAUCCAAAUACAUGAACUGUUGUCAAUGGCUUUGGGUUGGUGUCUGUAUGGGUUGAUAUAUAUUUCAUGUUCUUUUGCCUCUUUAAUGUCACAAGAUAAAGAACUGGCAAUGUCCUUUUUUCCCAGGAAAGAAAAUGUGUGCUAAGGCUCCAGGUCUUGUGCUGAGAGUCCUUUCUGACUUGCUUGGCCAUGAGAACCAUGAGGUGUGUAUUUAACCUCUCAAACUCUCUAUAUUCUGAAGUGUGUGUUGGAUAUUACUGCAACACACAGCAAACUGAUACAUUAAUUCUUUUAUUCGGAAUUGGAAACACAUUUCAUGAUGCUGUAUAUUGAUUACAUUUUUAACCAAUCUAUAUAAAUAUAUAUUGGUUAAAUAAGGAUGUUUGCAGUACUGUCUCUUUCCACUCACAUGUUCCAUUCUUUCUAGUAUAAUUGUACUAUGGCGCUUGCUUUUCUUGUCAACUUCUAUCCCACUGAUAGUUUUCCCUGCUAAAUUCAUAAGAUGCUUUUAUAUGUGGUAUUUGGGGAUGAUGUUGCAUUCUCAAGAGUAUAACACAGAGGUCUAUGGAGGAUCCUCCUUGCAACAAGUUGUACAAUACGCAAGAAGAUGCCUCUUUUCCACAGCCAUCACCAACAGUGGCUGUAGGAAUUGACAAACGUUGGUAGCCGAAGCUCCGUCUUUUGUCAAUUCUUGUCAACCUGGACAAACCAUACUUUGUCUUAUGAUAUCUUUUGAUUGCUUUUUAAAUUUCAGUGAAAUUCAAACAUAAUUAUUUAAUAAAUAUUUUAAAGUGGUGGCAGAGCAUGAAAAAUGCUGAGAAAAAACACUUUGUUCCCAAACAUUUAGUGGUCUCCACUGAAGCAUCAUAUCUUUUUUUUAUCAUAGAUCCGCUCCUAUGUUAAUGGAGCUCUCUAUAGCGUCCUUUCGGUGCCUUCCAUACGUGAAGAGGCCAGAGCCAUGGUGAGUCAUUCCAUUCAUCGCAAUUCAUUGUGUUGAAAUAAUUCUCAAUAUUUAGUCUUUUGUUGCCAUUUCACGAAUAUAUAACUUGUAUCACCCAGAUCACAUAGCAACUCUGUAUGCAAUUGAUGAAUGUAAAUUAACUUUAUUAAUGAAUUGCUUCAUUCAAAACCAAAUACAGAAACCAUGUGUUCAGUGUUCAGCAGUAAAAUCUCACUUCGCAAAAUGAUUUAUUAACAGACCACUCAAGAUACCGAUCUUUCCAUAUAUUAUCAUAAUAUUGCAUAUUAAUUGGACAGCACCUCCCCAUACCAACUGCCUCUCUUGGUUACAGUUAAAAUCUUGAUCUUCCAUAUCGAAAUAAAUAAAUGUUUCUGUGGUUAUUAUGAACAUGGCAUGCCCUGUAUAUCUGCUGUACACUAUUGUGAUAUGUAUUUCUCACCUUCAGGGAAUGCAGGAAGUUUUGAAAUGCUAUAUCAAAGAAGGAAAUUCAUAUAUGAAUCGCCAGUUUGAGUUUAUCAUACGACAACUCAAUUCAGGUCAGAUACCGGAUGAACUAUUAUUUCUUAACCUUUUAUUUUUAGUUUGAUUUUGUUAAUGUGUUCUGGGAUACUGAGAUUUGGUUAAAUCUGCAAUUUAUAAGUGUGACGGACCCCGACCGGAUACCUCCGUCAAUCACUGUUUCCUAGUACUUGCGAGUUCCAUAAGAAUGACACUGUAACACCAUAACCACCGUAAACCCCACAAAUCGCAUUCCUCCACCCACCCUGGACCCAAGACCAUGAUCCAGCUUCCAGUGGGUAGACCUCUCCUAGUCCAGAGAGCUUAGCAGGAACAGUUCUUAGAAGAGCUAGUGAUUAUACUCAGGGGAGUAUUGUGAUAUAGCAAUCCCCAUAGUGUAUGUAGUUAUCCAAUCCCCCAAACAUGAACCUAGACUUCAUGAAGGGUAAAACAAGUGUGUUUAAUGGAAGCCACAGCUGGCCUUUUAUGCAAGUCCCCAAGCAAGGUAUACGCCGACAGGGACACAAAGCUUACAAACCAAUCAGAACAGUAAUUAAAUGUACGACACUCCCACACACCACACACAAUCCCUCCCCUCUGCAUGGGAGAUAAUUGAGUAAAGUACAUUAUGUAACUCAAUUAUCUCCAGGCAGAAAAAAACACCUAUUUUAUAAAGUCACAUAAGUACCCCAAAACACAACAUAUCUCCAUAUGUUACAUCCCCUGAUAGCUGUGAUAUGAGUGAACAACAUAUCCAAAAAUCACCCAGAUCAGAGCAGGGGUUCAGGAAAUUCCUGGAAGCCUUAUUUUUGACCGAUCGUGCACGUGGUCCAAUACCCAAAACAGUUCCAGAGAAUUAAUGCUAACAGUCGGUCUUUCUGUCUGGAGUACGAAAGUACAUAUUCACAUGAACAGAGCCUUUUAAAGUAUUUUAACCAGGUCUAUUGCAGGGGCCAUAGUCACAGGGUAGGAGGCUGGCAAACAGGCCCCUCCAUAAACUUGUGGCAAACUCACAGGAAAAGGGGAGAUUCUUACAAUAAGCUUGUGGCAAAUUAUGUAGGAGCUUACUUGAAAGGAACAUUCCAAGCACAAGUCGGUUGUAGUGAUUAUUGUGCCUACAUUGUCCAGGUGCUGUCUCCUUUUUGAAAAAGAGAAACUAGGUAGCUGUGUAGAGGAAAGAGUUCUGAUGCAGGAAGACACACAUUGGCUGAGGGCAUUUAGCUUACCUAACUCGAAGCAUUGGAUUCUCCUGUUGGCAUGGGCACCGAGCGAGGACCCCUGUGAGCGUGCAAACCAUACUAGAACUGUUUGACCUCAUGCUGUGGGAUGACACCAGGGCACUGUGUUCCUUUUUAAGGUUUCAGGUAUGCCAUCUCUAAUACAAUGUCUGUCUCAUUAGCAAUUUUUUUUCUUGAAGCCAAAAGCAGCAAAGUAUAUUGGUAUAGGGUUUACGAGAUUUGCCUAGACAUUGGCAUUUGAGUUUACCAUCUAAUGGCCAUUGCAAUGGUACUCAAAAUCUUUCUUAUUUAGAAGCACAUAAGGCAAAAUCUGGUCAAAUAUUUUUUUAUUAAUGGUGUAAAAUAAUAUAAUAAAACAUUGGUGUGUGUAUAUAUAUAUAUAUAUAUAUGUAUAUAUAUAAAAUGACUUAUAAACCAUUGUCAAAACUAGACAAGCAAUCAAAUAAAACACACAUAAAUGUUAUAAAUAUUUGUAUAUGAAAUAAGUAAACUACGUACAGAAAUAAAAUAAAGUGUCAAGUAAUUAAUGACAAUGUGGUACUUAAAAACAAAGGCAAAAUCUAUUGUGUAAUUCUGUGUAAAAUACUUACAAAACCAUUGCAACCAGGAAAAGCACGUAAAAGGUAAAACAUGGAUAAGACGACUAUCUGCAAUUUCAGGAUUUGUUGCUGGACUUUCAACAGGCAUUUCUUUUUUAAUUAACAUAUGCACGUACACUUGGUUUUGUCCCUAAGCCAACUGUUUUGCAAGUCUUUUAGCUGUUAAGUGCAUUCGUGUUUUCUAACAGAAUGGCUAUAGGUUUGCAUUACAUGUUAUUGGCAGUAAUCAUCUGUCUUCAUACAGUUAAAAAGAAGAUAUAUUACACUAAAUGCCUUUGGAAAACCAUACAAACUCCUGAUGUAUUUCUAGUAUUUCAGCAUCUAUUGUUUAUUUCGUCCUUUGUUGUGUGCACCAUGAGCACUUUGAGAGAGUUUGUUUUUACCAGGCAGUAGCAAUAUAGUUGGACAUAGAUUUAUCUUCUAUACGCAUUGCACAAUACUGGUAUUUUUCUUCUAUCUGUUUGCUCAGCUAUUUAACCUUUGUAAAAAUGGGAGGUUUUAGCCAAAACACAAUUAAGUUUACCUACUGUGUCACCAAAGUUGCAUACUUGUGUAUCUGUUAGAAAUACAAUCCACCUGGAAAGACUUGAUCUACAUUGAAAGGAUUGUGAAAUAGGUGUGAAAUUUUCACCCACAACAGUCAAGGGUGAACCCUCAGGGUUUUAAGUCUUUUGAGCCUUUGUUGUUAAUUGCUGUAACUAGGAAGCACUUUAGGACUCAUAACUAUGUGAAAUAAAACAGGAACAAGGUAGUUCCGGUACUGUAUCACUAACGAAUGGAUUGUUUUGAACAUGUACACAAAGUGUAUACUCUAAAGAAUGUCAGCUGAAAGGGGCACUCUGGACCCUUGAAGCACUUUAGCUUGCUGAAAUGGUUUAUAUGUGAAGAAUGUGACCUGUUUUUUUUUUUUAGUUGACAAAAAGUGCAGAUUUCAGUAGAAACUGGCAAUUUUAUAAAUUAACCUUGUUACAACCAACUGACUUUCAAGCAGACAAACAGAUCCUGUUAUUUUCUGGCAGUUUAGCUCAGUGGAGCUAAACUCAAGAGGCAGGCUAUUACCUAGACCUUGCAAAUACUUCUCAUUGAGCUGCAUUGGGAAGACUGUGAUUGGACAGCCACAUAUAGUGUGAGCUCUGUUAGAGAAGAGCUUGCAAAGGUAGCAGACAAGAGAAGUGCAACGUUUGCUCAUAUUAUGGGUAUAUCUAAAAUACAGUUUGCCACCAUAUUUUGGUGACCGACACAUAAAUCCUCUUUCUAGAAUCUCAAAACAUACAGGAUGACGAUGUAGGAUCGUCAUCAAGUUUCUGCAGCUGAAAAAAAAGCCAAAUGUCAUAAACCCUACUCCAUAGGAAAGUGUUGUGAGGUUAGUGCGCAUGCGCAGCAAAAUGCAGCGCUAUGCCUAUCAGAUAGACUGUGUGAGAGCAUCCGACAGAAAAAGAUGAGUUUUACACGGCCUAUUUUGAAAGAUACGCCAAGUGUGGCUGUCAGAGAGACUGCAGAGGCAAUUAAACCCUGCAAUGUAAACAUUGAUAUUCUUGCAGAAGAGCGAUGUUUACAUUGCACGGUUAAGCAGACAGGGACAUAGCACUCCACUCCUGAGAUCACCAAUAUCCAAUUUAAAGAAUUCAUUUUUGACAUUUCAUUGAGGAAAGAAGCUAUUUUAUCAUGCAACCUCAGUAGCAUCAGACACAGCAAGACAUGGAUGGCUUGCUACGGAGGGCACUUAACAUCAUACUUCAAAAAGUUUUAUUGGGAUUCUUGAGAGAUGUGAAAAUAGUGGAGAGGUAUCACUUAACCCAUACAUGUUACCUGAGAUUGUAUUGCAUUCUCAAGGAUGACUUUAAACUAUUGUCCCAUACACAUAGGGCAGUACCAGUGUUGGUGCAGAUGUUAAGUUAAAUACAUUUCCUUGUAUCUGUUAGUUUCCAAAGGACUGAGGGUGUUGUGAAUCGUAUAUUUCAGUCCACCUUUUCCAGUUUGCUGGGACUUUUCCUCUCUGCCCUUUGGGUUCACUGUCAGAUGUCCAUUUUCUUUUUCACAAUCUAUGAAAGCUGGCAUAUGGUGAAGAGGGGUUCCUACAGAAAGAGAAGGAAUGCCCAAUGUCUUGAUAGCCAAAGAUUGCACCUCUUCCUGAUUCUGAUAUAUAUAUAUUUAGACUGUGUCCAAUAAAGUUCGAAUUCCAAUUUGACCAGCCAACUGUUUAUUGACUUUGGCUCGCUAAUUGAUCAUUUUCAGCUAGGUUUUUAGAAUAAUAUGUUAAAUCAACCCAUAUAUUGCAAAACUGUGUGUUUUAGAAGCUGAACAUGUUUGCGUUCCAUUGGAACUGACACACUUACAUAAAUUUCUAAAGCAGACAGAAAUUAAGACCUAAUUUUUUUGUUAUACUCUAUUACAGAAGAAAAGUUUGAUGAUAAGGAAGAUGAUGAUGAAUUAGAAGAUGAAGAAGUAAGUUCCGACUGCUGUUGACUUGUGGUGUUGCUAAAGCGCAUAUAUUCUACGUAAAUGUUAAAAUAGUUAUUUUUCUUUAGCAGUUAAUUGUAUCAUUGCAUUACAGACUUUUAUAGCAGGAAUUUUAGCUUCUUACUGAGCUCUCACCAGCUCUCAUCCAUGACGUUUAUCAAUUUCUGACGCUGACCAUAUCCCACAAAUUUCUGAAAAGAAGUGGGGAACCCUUGUUUUGGUCAAAUCACUGGAAAAUAGUUGGACCUAGGACUGGUGGAAAGGACCAGCACCGUAAAAGAACCAAAACCAAUAGAUGUACUACAUACCCUAUAAAAGCACCAUAACCAAAAAAACAAAUGUUUCAGAUAGACAACCCUUUCUCAAUGUACUUUGCCCUUCAUUCAUGGAGUGACUUGUACAUUGAUAAAGGGUAGUCCUCCCGAAACUUUUUUGUGUGUGUGUGUGUACUUCAUUAAACUGUAGCACUUAGGUGUACCUGAUACUCUAAUCUGCGCUGGUUCUAUUUGUUUUUCAGUACUCUAUGUAUGCAUACUACUAUUUAAGAGCCGUAGUGGUUUUGAACCAACUCCAUAGAAGUCAUUUUUUAUCAGUAUUUAUUUUCUAUUUUAUAUAUAUAUAUAUAUAUAUAUAUAUAUAUAAACAUAGAUAUAUGUAUGUAAUACUGUUGGAGAAAAUCUCACUCUGCACCUGACUUCUUCCACUAUAAAUUUAUGCUGCUCUCCUACAUUCUGGCUCUUUCCUCUGCAAAAGUAAAUUACUUCAAUACCCUCAUAACCAUACUCUCCCGUGAACCCAAACGACUAUUUCACACUUUCUCCUUCGCCCUGUUGUUCCAACUCCUCCUACCACCCUGUCCGCCUAAAACUUUGCAACUCACUUCACUGAGAAGAUUUCUACAAUCAGGGAAGAGAUCGCUAACCUCUCUCCCUCUACUUCCAAUACAUCACUCAACCCCACUCCCUCCACUUUUCUAUUCUCAUUCGCACCUACUACAACGGAAGAGGUUUCUGCUCUUCUCUGGUCCUCCCGCCCCACCACCUGUUCCCUCUACCCUAUUCCCUUCAUAUCUCAUCUGCACUCUGUCUCCCUCUCUUGCUCUUCCUCUCACUAAAAUUUGCAAUCUUUUCCCGGCACAUUUCCCUCACCCUUCAAGCAUGCAACCAUAACGCAGAUUCUGAAAAAGCCCAAUCUUGACCCCUACUCCCCAUCCAAAUACCGCCCUAUAUCGCUACUGCCAUUUGCCUCCAAGAUCCUUGAGAGAGUUGUGUAUGCGAGGUUGACAGACUUCCUCGACUCCAACUCUCUGCUUGACCCGCUUCAGUCUGGAUUCCGCGUUCGUCACUCUGUUCAAACAGCUAUGACCAAAGUAUCCAACGAUUUAAUCAUUGUUAAAUCUCGUGGCCGUUACUCUAUCCUAAUUCUCCUUGAUCUUUCUGCUGCCUUUGACACUGUUGAUUAUCAACAGCUUCUUCUCAUUCUCGGUCUAUGGGAUACCGCUCUCUCCUGGUGCUCCUCCUACCUCUCCCAACGUUUUUUCAGUGUUUCUUUCUCUGGCUCUGCCUCUUCUCCUAAACCCCUCUCUGUUGGUGUUCCCCAAGGUUCUGUCCUUGGUCCCCUACUGUUCUCUAACUAUACUGCCUUCCUUGGUAAACUCAUCAGCUGAUACCCGAAAUCUAGCUGUCCUCUCCUGAUCUCUCUCCACCCAUCUUGACUCGUGUCUCUGACUGCCUCUCUGCAAUUUCCAACUGGAUGGCUGCUCACUUCCUUAAACGCAACCUGUCCAAAACAGAACUUCUGGUCUUUCCUCCCUCAAGUGUUACUCCAGUGUCUGUCUCCAAGUCAAUGGCGCCACCAUUACCUCUACCUUGCAGGCUCGCUGCCUAGGUGUUCUCUUUGACUCUGACCUUUCCUUCACCCCUCAUGUCUGGUCGAUAGCCAAAUCCUGCCGCUUCCAACUCAAAACAUAGCUUGCAAACGCCGUUAUUAAACACCAGACGCGGCUAAGGUGCUGGUCCAUGCUGUUGUUCUUUUUCGCCUUGACCACUGCAAUCCCCUUCUCAGUGGUCUUACGUGUUCCCAGCCUGCACCGCUGCAAUCUAUAAUGAAUGUGGCGAUCAGGCUCAUUUUCCUGUCCACCCACACCUCCCACGCCUCCCCCUCUGUCAAUCCCUACAUUGGCUUCCAAUUAGAAAUAGGGCUCAAUUUAGGAUUCUGGUGCUUGCUUACAAGUCCCUACAUAAUGCUCAUCCUACCUACCUAUCCUCACUAAUACACAAAUAUGUCCCGUCAAGGCCCCUGCGCUCUGCCGAAGACCUACGCCUAUCAUCUGCCCGUACUCCCACAUCUGAUGCUCGCCUCCAAGACUUCUCCAGGGCUGCACCUUUUCUGUGAAACUCCCUUCCCUUCUCCAUUAGACUUUCACCCAGUCUCCACUCCUUCAAAAAAUCUUUGAAAACACACUUCUUCAGGAAAGCAUAUAACCUAAACUGUUAGCGGGUUUUCAUCCCCUCCCCCAUGCAACUGUUAAAAAUAACCUACUAGAAAAGGGAUUACUUUUCUAGCAACCGAUUUCGUUACCCCUACUUAUACUUUGUGUCACUAUACCCCACUCCCUCUAGCAUCUAAGCUCAUUGAGCAGGGCCCUCAACCCCUCUUUUCCUGUGCGUCCAUUUGUCUGGUUACAAUUAUGUGUCUGUUAGUCCACCCAUUCUACACCGCUACGGUAUUUGCUGGCGCUAUAGAAAUAAUAAUAAUAAUACUGCAAUAUCACGUACCUCUAUUUAGUUUUUUCUAUGAUUUUUGCAUAAUUUUUUACGAUGUAUAUUAUAGAUAAUACAUUGUAUAUAUCUGCUAGUUAGAACAGAACUAGGAAACACAGAUUUCUCUCAGACUACCUCACCCAGGGCUCUGGCUACUUCAAAUCGUCAUUGAAAAUCCUUAGUUUGCUGCGUAGCUCCAUUUUCCAUCUGUGAUCUCUGCCCGGACUAAGAAGUAGCUGAAACCUGUCAGUCCAGCUGUUUCAAGUGCUGACUUUUGUCAAAUUUUAAAAAACAUUUCAAAGCGCUGUAUAUGAGUUAUUCAGAAUAGAGAUUAAGAAACCGCACACACACUAAAAUACAGUUUUAUAUUUUACAAAACUAUUUAAAAUCACCUAUCUUAGCAAACAAAUAUGGGUAUUUAAUUCAACCAUAUGGUCAUAUCAUGUUAAGCCCACCACUAGGCCACAGUACCCCAAUAUUGGUGGGUCCUACACUAAUUCCAAUGUGGGAGACAAAUUUAGUGCUUGUUCUAAAUGAACUAAAGUGUAUUUAAUGCAACAUUAAUGUGAUAAAAAAAAACACCCCCAACUUCAGAUGCCCAUUUGGAGGAGACCACAGGAAAGUAUGAAUUUGAUGAGUUUUUGUCUGCUGUUCUAUGAAGACACAAGAUAAUGCAAGAGGCCCAAGUGUUGAAAGGCAUUAUGUAGUUAUUAAAAUAGGAGGGAAAAACAUAUUAAAACAUUUUAAAGCUAUUUGCCUAUUUAGAGCCUGGUUAACAGUUUCUGAACCAGUCUGGGUACAGCCACAACCUGAACCAACAAUCAUACAUAGCUUGAGCACUAUCCAGAGCUGAAAAAGGAGGGAAGAAUCGUGCUCGGUGUACACACGUCACACUCACAAAUUAAACCGAUCUUGGAUGGCAAAGGAACAAAGGAAGAAGUAAAAUUGAUCAAUGGAACAGGCUUUUGGCUAAAGUGUUUUGUAUGGGGUCCCCUCCCCCCAUAUUUAUUUAUUUAAAAUUGUUGCAGUUAUAAGUCAUUCUGGGUAAAGCGAUAGAGACCACCAUUCUCAUAGGGCUAAGGAAAAGAUACCAUAAUAACAUAAUUUUCAAAAGAACAAUAUUGGUCUUGGUGUAUUAUCUUAUCAAUAUUUGACGAAGUCCAUUAAAAUAAAUAACUAUUACGAGAAUUAUGAUUAUGUUUUAAUAUAAUCUUUAACACAAUGUUAUACUUGUAUCAAUAGUUAAAAUAACUAUGGCUCUGUAAUUUUUGUGAAUACAUGUGUAAAUUUUUUUAUUUUUUUUUACUGACUGGUCUCAAACAAUUACAUUUCUGCUAAUUGCAAUACAACACCUUAAUGACAGAGCUUUUAUGGCAAAGUGGAAUUCUCCACGAUGCUACCUGCUUAGAAAACGCAAAUAAAUAUUUUUUAGCAAUGGUAGGAAUAUGUAAAAAGAAACACACUUUGGGUAAGGCAUAGAGAAAAUGUGAAAUAAAGCAAAGGAGAGGUAUGUGUCGCUAACCCGAGUAAGAGGAAAAAAAUACACUUAAUUAAAAAGUAGUGAGAAUGCGUAUACAAAAUGUCACAAAAGUAGCAGGAAAAAGAUUUCUGAGUCCACCAUGGCAGUAACUGUGCUCCAAGUGCACACUUAAAAGAACUUAAUGGAAAAAAAGAAGAGCUAACUGGAGAAUGAGUAUCCUUGUAGUGCAGAUUUAUUACAAUAUUAUGAACAUGGCAAGCCCACCAUAGUAAGCAUCAGUGAUAGGAGUUGUAGUUAACUUCAGAUAGCGUUGACACCUGGAGGAGUAGCUAAGGUAGAGAUUACUUACUGAUUUAUACUAGCAAUGGCACUGUGAUUGGCUGAGUGUCAGCUGACUGCAUUCAGCCAAUCACAGCUGCCCAGUGUUGCCCAGAGUAGUGCUUCCUUGUUAAACUAGGCAGCACAGGGUGGAUGGGGGAUCUUGUUUAGCAUUAAAACAUAAAAAAAAUUAUAAUGCUGAAUAGAAGGACAGCGUCAGGAUAUUCCAGACACCAUAACCACUUUAAUUAAACGAAGUAGUAAUCAUGCUUCCAGUGUCUCUUUAAAGUGGAACUAUCAGUUCCCACUAUUUUUAUACUAUAAAGUUUACUUAUCCAUACAUUUAACAUAUAUGUAUUAAUGAAGUGGAAAAAAAAAAAAAAGUAGAAAUCCUCACUAGUUUAUUCUGCACCUGGGUGCCUCCAUCUUGGCUCUCUCUCAGCCAUUGUCAAUUGAUAUGUCUUUUGCGCCUGGUAGUUAGCAGAGAGAAAGUACAGAGAGAAGUGUUGCAAUGUUUGCCCUGGCUUUGGCUUAUCCAAAAUAGAUUAUGGUGUCAUUUGGUAAAUCUUUAAUACAAAUGUAAAAGAAAACAGAGCUUCUCAUGGAAAACAUGAUUUAUAGGUUUUGUUUUAUUUAAUGGUAUAAAUUCUGGAGAAGUAACGGUUCCCCUUUAAGGCUGGCAGAGUAUUAUGGGAUAUCUAGUUGUAAAACUACAAAUUAUUUACCUUUUAAUCAUCUAUGGUAUAGCUAAUUCAUGGAUGAUGACCUGCGUUUCCUAAUCUCUCCUUCAAAAUCCUAUCUAGCUGUGAUGACGUUAGUAUCAGUGAAAAGAAAAAUUAUAUCUUAAUGGUAGAAUUGAGGCUAAGAUAGUAGACUGUGACAAUAAUAGCUAAAUUGGAGGAUUUUUUCAUGUCCGUUAUUUUUUUACCCUAUUUUGGCAUUCGUUUUUAAAUCUGUCCUGUCGCCAUCUGGGUCUUUAGCAUAAUUUGGAGAAACCCCUGACUGUGAUUCCUCUACUAAAUGUCCAGUGAUCACAUGGUGCAGGGAACAUGACCCUUGCGGCUGCAGCCAUGGUCUUGACGAGCUCCUGGUAAGUGUUGUACUAUUGCUAACGUGCAACAGUAUAACAAUGAGGUCUAUGGAGGAUGCUGCAAGACAGAAGGAUCCUCCAUAGACAAAGCCUUUUUUCCCCUUUAGCCAUCACUAGUGACGGCUCGGAGGAUAUGACAAAAAAAGGUAGUCCUACAUUUUGUUAAGCAUAGGAAAAAAUGCAAAUACAAAGUAGUCCCUUCUAUGCCUUAGUAUAUCUUUUGCUGUGUUGGAAUUUCAGCCAUAAAAACAGUGCCACUUUAAUUCACUAAAACUGAUGUUUAGUGACCCUUUCUUUGUGUACUUUCCAUCACUGUGCUGAUAUGUAUAUAUUUAGGACUGUAUUGUGAUCAUAACCUAUAUGUGGGGAACAGUGUAUUUUGUAUCCCUAGGAAAAGGAAUGGAAAAGAGAAAGGGGGUUAAUGGAAAUGUUCCAAAUCUACUAAUUUAGAUCUUGUUCCAAAUGUUCCCAUCUAUACAGUGUUUGUAGACACAUAAAAAACCUUUGUGUAUUAUGGCCAUUUUGGUUCCCCACCCCCUUCAUGUGUGCCACCUGAGUGGGGUAUUGGUUUUGGGGAUUAUUUGUUUGGAACAAAGCAACUCCUGUGGCCUUUGCAUACCUGAGGCAGGGAGAUUAGGAACGAGGAGGGGUGGCACAUACCUUUCAUGCACAUUAUUCUUUACGGAACCUUAGUGAAUACAAGGAGAACAAGAAAUAGUACAGAUUAAUCAAGUUGAAUUCAUAUUAUAUAUAUAUAUAUAUAUAUAUAUAUAUAUAUAUUUUUUUUUUUAAUGCUUCAUUAGUAUUUAGAUAGAAAAAUCAUAAUAUAUUAUUUGUUUAUACGUUAUACUUUCAUAUUUGCAUUGUGUUUGUGGGUGAAAUAUUACAUACAUUAGAUGUGUUUCCUUAAACUCAUAGGUAUGUGCACCCCAGGUUUCAUUUUCUUUUUUAUUAAUAGGCUUUUGAAAAUUCAAAAAAACAUUUGUUAGAAAAUAAAAACGUAAUAAAUGAGACCCAAAACACCACAUUUACUCUAGUGAAAAACUGGCAUAUAUACACUGAACAAAAUUAUAAACGCAACACUUUUGGUUUUGCCCCCAUUUUUCAUGAGCUGAACUCAAAAAUCUAAGAUUUUUUCUAUGUACACAAAUGGCUUAUUUCUCUCAAAUAUUAUUCACAAAUCUGCCUAAAUCUGUGUUAGUGAACACGUCUCCUUUGCCGAGAUAAUCCAUCCACUUCACAGGUGUGGCAUAUCAAGAUGCUGAUUAAGCAGCAUGAUUAUUGCACAGGUGUGCUUUAGGCUGGCCACAAUAAGAGGCCACUCUAAAAUGUGCAUUUUUACUGUAUUAGGGAGGUCUGAAAACCAGUCAGUAUCUGGUGUGACCACCAUUUUCCUCACGCAGUGCAACACAUCUCCUUCGCGUAGAGUUGAUCAGGUUGUUGAUUGUGGCCUGUGGAAUGUUGGUCCACUUCUUUUCAAUGGCAGUGCAAAGUUGCUGGAUAUUGGCAGGACCUGGAACACGCUGUCGUAUAUGCUGAUCCAGAGCAUCCCAAACAUGCUCAAUGGAUGACAUGUCCGGUGAAUAUGCUGGCCAUACAAGAACUGGGAUGUUUUCAGCUUCCACUAAUUGUGUACAGAUCCUUGCAACAUGGGGCUGUGCAUUAUCAUGCAGCAACAUGAAGUGAUGGUCGUGCAUGAAUGGCACAGCAAUGGGCCUCAGGAUAUCGUCACAGUAUCUCUGCACAUUCAAAAUACCAGCAAUAAAAUGCACCUGUGUUCGUUGUCCAUAACAUACGCCUGCCCAUACCAUAACCCCACCGCCACCAUGGGCCACUCGAUCCACAACAUUGACAUCUGCCCUGUACAGUGAAAACCGGGAUUUAUCCGUGAAGAGAACACCUCUCUAAAGUGCCAGACGCCAUCGAAUGUGAGCAUUUGCCCACUCAAGUCGAUUAUGAUGACGAACUGCAGUCAGGUGAAGACCCCGAUGAGAACGAUGAGCAUGCAGAGGAGCUUCCCUGAGAUGGUUUCUGACAGAAAUUCUUUGGUUAUGCAAACCGAUUGUUGCAGCAGCUGUCCGGGUGGCUUGUCUCAGACGAUCUUGGAGAGGAAGAUGCUGGAUGUGGAAGUCCUGGCUGGUGUGGUUACACGUGGUCUGCAGUUGUGAGGUCGGUUGGAUGUACUGCCAAAUUCCCUGAAACGCCUUUGGAGACGUCUUUUAGUAGAGAAAUUAACAUAAAUGGCUGAAAUCCUGAUUCAAACAUUAAAAUACAGGUCUAGAUAUCUAAACUCUGAACCUGUAUUUUAAAUGUCAGAACAUUUUGCCUGCUGAUAUGGCACAGUAAACACACAGUAAAAAGUGCAAAAAAAUUUUUUUUUUAAAGCCUGUUAAGGUCAAUAUGACCUGAUCUAAUUAUAGGGCAGUUUCUUAAUCUGUCUUACACCUCACCUGGUGGGACCAAUCAACUAAACCAUGUGCAGCCAUCAGCUGCUCACUGCCACUACAAUUAGGAACUAGGCAGGCCGGGCUCUGACAGGCAAGUCUCCGCUCUCACAAGACUUGUUGGUAAUAAUACUAAGUACUAUAAUUGGUUGGUUAAUUGUAUAGCAUCUUUUCGGUGGAUAUAGUCACCUGUAGGGCAAGAAUUCUAACAGGUCUCCAGACUCAUUAUGAAUGAAUAAUUUUCUAAUAUAAUGAGGGACUAUUUCCUUAUGCAUUGUUCAUGUAGCCAUUUAUUUUUUCACUUUAGAUCUUUGCGUGGUUCUACAAUUGUAGAACAUAAGCCACCAUGUGUUCUGGGUGUAUAACAAGCUCUUGGAGCCAAAGGUAAUAUAUCUCUGAAUGUGCAACAUUUCAAACAGAAAUACUGCACGUACAGAUUCCUACCACUAUGAUCACUUCAAAUCACAAGUGGUCACUGUUGUUGGAGUAACUUUUUAAGUUAUGUUUGUGCUCAGAGUAUGACUGGAGUGUUUCCUUUAACCACUUUCAAGCUUAUUUUUGGUGUGCAUAAAAUCAUGACAAGGUAGCAUGAAAUGCCCCAACAGCAUAUACAGGCACAUAAGAUAGCAUUUCGAAAAAUUGGUCAGCAUCGUGAUGAUAUGGCACAGUUUUAAGUUAAGGGUAAUGACAUGGACAAUUACAUUGGUAUGAUAGCGCAUUAAUAGAGUGGACGGUUAUAACAUAUCAGAGCCAGUGAAAUUACAUUGUAAGUAAAAUUUAUAUUACAAACAAUAGGCUGUUCAUAACCGUAAAACAGAAAUAUAGCUAGAGUGUAACUACCCGAAAACAGAUGCUGAGGACCCCUCUCGCUGUAAUAACUUUCUAGUGGUGGUCGGCAUGGUAUUGGCUAUUGACCUGACUUAGUGGGGGGAAUUAAGACGGAUGGUGUCCGGGGAGGCAUAACAAUCUCAUGUGGGCUGGUAAGCUUCCAUUGAUAGGUGUGGGAAGCUGUGGAGCGCCCUUAAGGGCAUGAAUAGUAAAUGCAUGUCAGGGUGCAGUAUUACUGUGGGGGCCACGGUAGUUACAGCUACAGUGCCCAAUAUCCCCUGGGCACCCCGGGGGGAAGAUGGGGUGGGAUUGACAGAUUUACCAAGUUACAAUUUAGUCUUAGUGGGAAACAGGAGUCAGAUAUGACAUAUACACCAGAAUUUUGUAAAAUUAGAUAAAAUAAGAUAACAUAAACUUAAAUAGAUAAAAUGGAGAAUGCCAGCACAUAGACUGAUAUACGUAAUUCAAGCAACUAUUGGAGACACUUGAAACUUGCAGAUGACUGUGGAGUCCAGGGAACUGCACUUAGUCCCGGGAGAGGGAUCCUCCCUGGAACAUGCCUUUCAGCCAGUGUCCACUAUUGGGCGAUGUACGAAGGAGGUGAUGUUCUGCACAUCCCAGGUGGUGUGUGUAGCAGGCGUGGGGGCUUGGUGCUGUAUGAGGUCCAGCUCUGUGAGGAAUGAGGUGGAAGCCUCUGAUGUUGUAAGCCGGUGUGUAGUGCCAUCUUUGGUGGCAAUUAAAGUAUGUGAUGGUCCCCAUCUGUAGUUAAUUCUUGCUUGAUUCCAAUGUGGCCCUACAUAGGAAGGCGAGUUGGAUUUGAGCACGUCUUGUAUCACCAGCUUGUCCUGGAAUGUUAGAAAGCAGAGCAGGACGUCUUAGGGAGCGGCAACCAGUGCCCUUGGGGACUUAGGAAGUCAAUCGAAACCAUUAGGGAGAGCAUGUUUUGUGCGCCAUUGGGGCAGCAGGGCAGAGAAGAGGCACCUGAAGAAAUGUGGUAAUUCACCAUCCUCAAAGGAUUCCGCUAUGCCCCUGACACUUAGAUUAGUACGCCGGUGGGCAUCGUCCAGUGCGUCUAGCCGCGCCUGCAUGGCUGUGUGUGAGGUCUGUAAGUGUUCUAUCUGCUCAGUUGAGUCAGAUUGGCACAGUGAGAGGGUGGAUAUGUCUUCCUCCAUCACCUUGACUCUGUCUGUGACCGCUGACACCUCCUCCUGGACCACCACCAGAUCUGUGCGGAAGAAGGCCCUGAGGUCCAUUAUGUCACCGGUGCACCACGGUCCUCAUUCUGAAUGUUAGGUGCCGGCCCUGUUGCCUCCGGUAUAGGGUCAGGGGCAUCCAUUAAGUCCUCGGAGGAGGAUGAGGAGCAGGAAAUGUCGGCAGCGGCGGCACCAUUUUAGAUUUAGGCCGCAUGGUGAAAAGUUCACUGAUGCUCUUAUUUCUCACAUCAGACAGAGUUUUAAGCUUUUUAGAGUGCUUCCCCAUGGUUUUCCCCAAUAUCCGGGAUUAUGGCAAGGUCGGGAUGCUGAGUUGCAAGCAGUAUUUAGCGUGUGUAAGUUGAGAUAUUGCUGGAGCUCAGUGUAUAUGUGACCGCUCUUGGCUCCCUCCAAGCCACGCCCUCACUUUAGAGCUUUUUAGUGUUGAUAUGUUAAGGACCAGAAUAAUUUUGUAUAUUCUUUCUGUCUCUCUCCUUUUCUGCAACCACACAUUUGUUUUUGUUUUGUUUUUUUAGGACUGAAGGAGCCUCUUGAACAAAUUACAGAAUAAAAAUAUAUAUUUAUUUUUCACUAUGAUAAUUUCGUAAUUGUAACGUAUACUUUAAGCACCAACACAACUUUAGUUUAAUGAAGCAUUUUUGGUGUAUAGAUCAUGCCUCUGCAGUCUUGCUGCUCAAUUAUCUGCCAGUUAAGAUUUAGAUCACUUUUUUAUACAGCUUUAGCCCCACCUACCUUGUUUGUAUUUACUGAAUACAAGGCAACAAUUACAGUGUGCCCAUGCCAUUUCUUCCUGUUUAGGAUGGGGAAGAUGUCCUGGAAGCUGAUCUGGACAAGGAUGAAAUUAUCGUUUCUCAAGCUGGAGAGCUUACUGGAGAAAAGCUUCUGACUACAGAAUACCUGGCAGUAUGUCUAAAUCUUCAUAGACCUAAUGUCACAAGGAACAGUCCUAUAUCUCAAUAUUUCAGUGAUAUUUCAUACUUUCCUUUACCACCCCUACCUAAAUCUAUCCCAUGUAAUCUUAUCAUCCAAAUUAGAACAUUUAAUUUUCUCCUACUGCUACUGUAUCCACACUACAUCUCUGUCGGCAUCUACAACUCCCCUUCAACAGAACUGCCUGCAACCCAUAAUUCCACAUUAUAAACAUUCUACUUGCAAUCCCAUAUUAUAAUCAUCCUGUCUGUGAAUCCACAUAAUGAUUAUUAUGGGUGCAAUCCCACUUUAUUACCUUUUUGUCUGCGAUCCUACAUCCCUGUUUUAAAUGGAUACAUUGUUCAGAUUUUAGAUGAUAUGCAGAGUAAUGAUUGAUUGGGGAUUCAUUUUUUUUUUCUCAUGCAGAUUUUGACUCAUACACUAAAGGUAAAAAAGAAGAUGUUCCCUGCAGUUUUGCAAAGUGUUGAUGAACCCUUACAGAGACCUGUAACGCCCAGCAGUCACAGAACUGUGCAUACAAUGUGAGUGUUUGUCGUGGCUGUGCCUGUACAUAAUAUUAAUAAUUGUUGUCAAAUGCAGACACAUGAUCCAUGAGUACUCUGUUAAUACGUCCUGUGAUCAGAAUGUGUGCCAUGUUUGUUAUAUGUCUAAGAGCACAUCCAGUGUUUGUGUCCAUAUUCUGUGCACUUGAAGUUGUAUACACAGCACAGGUAAUAGUGUAGAGCUCACUGUCAGCAUGCAGUGUUAGGCCUGUGAAUGCAGAACUGAUUCCAUACAAGUAACUUGGUGAUAAGUACACUGUGUAUGAACAGUAUUUUGAUAAAUUUUUUAACGCUUUAAAACUGGCAAAGCAUCAUGGGUGUUCUUCUACAGCUGGAUUUCUCCCUUUUGGCCAUAUCAUUGUUUGCUACACAUAUUUGCAAACACAUCUCUAACUGGGGUUUACCCGAUGGGAGUAGCUGGAAGGAGGCGGUGUUGUCUAGGCUUUCUGGGACCAGUUCUACCUUUCUAGCUCGGGGAUACCAUUUCCCACUGUGGACUGUGACAACACAGAUAAAAAUGAAAUUGAUAAAUUCACAAAACCUGUGAAAUGGCUAAGAGAUUUUAUCCCUUUUUAAAAUUAGGUAAAAUUGAAGAUCAGACAGCCAACUAAUGUACAAAGUAACUGCUGAGGCCAGAAACACCACAGAAAGCUAUUCAAAAGUGUAGAGAUUAAAGGAGGAAUAUUAACAUUGAUGACUUAUUAAUUACUUACUAUUGCCUAUUGUUUAAUUAGUUCUCAUAUCCCUUGGCAGCCCCCCUAUAUAAUGCUAGAAGUAUUUUGCCAUUGAUUUUGUGUGGAUGUGCACUCUGAUCCAACACUGUUAAUAAACUAAUAGCUUCACUUGAAACUAUAGCUAUCAUUGGCAGUAGAUACUAGUACUGAAUGAUCUGUGUUAGAAAAGAGGCACCUAAAAUAUGUUGUUGGUAAAAUAUUUUUUGUUUGCUUUAUCAUUUUGAGAAAUAAAUUACUACUGACUAAUGUUACUAGUAUACUUUUAUAUAGUGUUAAUAUUAGAUGAUCUCAUGUCAUUUUAGGUUAGUUGCUCUUACAUGUAAUUUUUUUACUUUCCCGCUAUAUUUAACAAUUAUGUGUUCAUGAGGUCUGAAAAAUGAAUUGUAGAGGUCCACACCAAUGUAUUUAACUGUACCACUGGGCCCAGCUGCUCUACCUUGGCUCACUGCUCUGUUCUUUAGAGCUGCCAGUCAUCAUUGAGAGAGAUGGAAAAAUAUUACUGUUUUUCACCUCCAAUGCAACGUGUCAUUUGAUUAUGAUGUAACUCACUGAAUCUUUGAUAUACAUUUAAAAGAAAUUUUAGCUUUAUGUGAAAACUUUAACACAUGAUCUUUGGGAUUUUCAUUAUUUUGCCAUGUGUUUUUUUUUUUCAAAGUGAUGGUUCCCCUUUAAUAUUUUUACAUGUGUCAGAUUGUAUCUGUUUCAGCUUCCAUGUUUUAUUAUUAUCAAUUUCUGUUUUAUUUCCAGGCCAGAAAAUGUAAUUUUACCUUUAAUUUCUUCAAGUUCCUUCAGAAUUAGUAAAAAUUCUUCUGGUUCCAGCCCAAGACCUCCAACCCGCAGCGGCAGUCGACCUAGCAGCUCUGAUUACUGUGUCUCCUCAUCCUGUAAGCAAGGGUUGCAUUAUGAAGUAAUUUAUCUUUGCAACUUUCAAGUAGAUGCUUUGUUGCGGCACCGUGAACAUACUCACAUAUAUCUUUGCCAUUCAUCCUGAAAGACACAUACCUUCUACCAUUGAUCUGAACACAUAAUAAAUACAGGUUUGGUGAGCUGCCACCAUACUUAAGCAAACAAUUUAUGAAUAAUGUGCUUAUGUAACACACCUAGCAUGAACUACGUGCAGAACAUACUUUGUCCUAACGCUCCUGUGGAUCUGCUUUGAAUGGCACAUGUUAUAUUAAGGAACAUAUUGAGUUUCUCUUGCUUAAGUUAGAAAUCUAAGUUUAUUUGAUACUUUUCAUUUUAUUGUGGUUUUAGUCUGCUAAAAUGUGUUACUUGUGGAAUAUUGUAUCAAACAACUGGAAAUGUAGAACCGGUCUUGUUCUGCUUUUUUCUGAGGUAGUUGAACUUUAUGUAGCAUUUUUAAUUGUUUCACUUUAAGCAAGGUCUUUGGUCCAAGGACAUACCCCGCAAGUGCUUUUUUAGCGUUAGUGCAGGAAGGUCCAUCCCUGGUAUUAUUUUUUCUUAGGGUGUAGGGUAAAUCUCUAACCGGGGUGUUCCCGAUGGGAGUAGCUGGAAGGAGGCGGUGUUGUCUAGGCUUUCUGGGACCCUUUCUAGCUCAGGGAUACCAUUUCCCCACUGUGGACUGUGACAACACAGAUCAAAAUGAAAUUGAUAAAUUCACAAAAGCUGUGAAAUGGCUGAGAGACUUUAUCCCUUUUUUGGAUGAGGUCAAAAUGAAGAUCAGACAGCCAACUAAGGUACAAAGUAACUGCUGAGGCCAAAAUCACCACAGAAAGCUAUUCUAAAGUGUAGAGAUUAAAGGAGGAAUAUUAACAUUGAUGACUAAUUAAUUCCUUGCUAUUGCCUAUUGUAUAAUGAGUUUUCAUAAUUGGCAGCCCCCCCUUUAUAGUACCCCCUUUUUGUUUCAUUCAUAUUAUUUCUUUUCUGGGCACACAGCCAGGUUUCACUUCUAUGAUUGCAGGCCUGUUAUAAUUGUACCACUGUGUGUUUACCAUUAUGUAUUACACUUGCUCCUAAUGUCCUGCUAAUGAACAAAGAACUAUACACAAAUUUAUUUAUAGGUUUGCAUAACUUCGUUUUUGUUUGUAGCACUGUUCUGUUGCUCAGACAAGACAAUCUAAAAGUAAACCAAUAACAAAGUGUAGCAUAAUUCAAAAUUGUAAAGUUGAAUGCUACAGGCUAACUGAAAAGCUGAGAGAGGGACAAGCAAAGUUGCCACUUAUAUUAUGUAGUUUUUAGCAAAUUCUUGGUGUCACUUAUUCAUAGCCAGGGUCAGUAUAAAUCACCUGUUGAAAAAUAUGCACUUGAUCCUUUUGUGGAAUUUUGGACCCUCUUAUGAGGAUUGUUAUAUCUAUUCUACAGAAGAGUCAUUUGGCAGUAAUUACAAGCACCGUUAAAACAUAUAUCUCUGUAGGAGACAGGGUAAAUGUUCUCCAAAUACGGCCUCUCUUAAAGUGACUAAACUGCUGAAUUCCAUCACAACAGUAAAACACAAAUGUGCCCCUGUUGCACAUUUAUAAAUAUUCUUUUGGCAAAGAUUGAUGGGCACCGCUUUAUUAAACUUUAGGACAUUAACUGCCUGGUAAAAAAAAAAAAGGUAUAAAGUCCGUGCUAUAUCUAUACAAUGCAGCACAUGAGAUUGGCUUUUAAAUGCAUGUUCAAUAUCUAAAAGACACCCUUGUUACAAUCUGCUGCCUUGUUGAACUAAAGCAAUUAACUCUUAUUCCCCAAGAGCUUGAAUUCUAUUACGGACACAGAGGUGGACACUGAAAUUCGGAUAUGGUUAAACACUCCAACUUCUUGUUUAGAAACAUUACUAUCACUGGCUAGCAGUCAUGACUCCUAUUCCAAAGCAGUUCAGGGCACUUCGUUUUCCAUGCUGAUGAAUCUGAAUACAAGUUCUCUUUUUCUGUUUUAUUGCACAAUGUUAAAAGAAAAAGGAGCUUUCUCCAGGCUUUCACAUGGCAUAUAUUCCAGGUUCCCUUUUGUGCUGGUGUAAAAUUUUGAAAGUCAACUGUCCAAUAUUCUAGUGUCCGCACUGUGACCUUGGAACAGGUGGCACUUAACUAGGAGAGAUUUCAGUUUGACAAAAUAUGCUCUUGAUCAGACAGGAAAUCAUGCUUCCUGUAUCUUUAGCAGGAAACUGGGUAAUAUCCAUAGAACAAAUACUGUAGCAAAAUGGUAACUUUUUCUUCAUUGUAUCAAAUCUAUAUGGGAAUUACUCUUCAAAUAGAUGUAGUGUAAGGAAAGGGAACAGCUCGAAUUAACUAUUAUUCUUAUGAUAUUUUUGUAUUAGAAAAACAAAAUCCCUUAAUAUGGGGAGUUUUUUUUUUGUAAUCUUUUGUUAACUGUCAAGAGGCAUGUUAAUAUUUUAAAGCAUACAAACAUAUUGGCACAUAUAUAUAUAGAAGAUUCUGUAUCACACCUCUGAGGCUUUGUUCUAAUUUACAUGAUUGAAUCUUUUUUUCUUUCUAUAUUUUUUUUUAUAUUUCAUAAUGAAGUUUGUUGAAAGUUUCAAAAUUUAGGGAAUGGAUACAGAAACAUUACAUGAAAACUGCAUUUAUAUUUAGGGAUGCACUGAAAUGAAAAUUCUGGAUGCCCUUGGCCGAAAACCAAAACCAAAACCGAAAAUAACUUUUCCCCCCAAAUGAUUUUAAAAUAGUUUUUUCUAUAAUUUUAUUAAUAUAAAAAGGAAAAUAAACAGCCUUACAUAUGUAACUCUAUUGUUAUGGGCCAAUAAGUUUCAAUUGGUCCCUUGCCUGAGCAUCAUGCCAAAUGCAGACCAAAACAAACACUAAUACUGUGCGACAGCAGUAGAGUGGCAACCCACAGGUUGUGCGUGAAAGGGGCAGGGUGGCAACCUGCAGCUGGCAAAGGGGAAGGGUGGCAACCUGCGGCUGGCAAAGGGGUAGGUGGCAACUGGUGACUAAAAGUGGUACAGUGGCAACUUGAGGACAGUACCUAACUUGCCAUGGUGGCAACACACAGCCGGUGUAAAAUUAAUUAAUAAAUCAAUGUGUCCACUACAGAACACUUUUUACAUCUCACAUAUAUAAUAUUAUUUGCAGAUUGCCCUACACUGCUCUGGUUCUAGUUGUCCUUCCUCAUGAAUAUGUUUACAAUAUAAAGAUACUCCAGCUUUAGUACAAUCAAUCCCGGUCUAUGGGAGUCCUCAGCUGACAUGGACUGAGGUCAGCCAAUCCUGGUACAUCUCUCGUCUCCUGUAAAAUAUAUUCUGACCUCUCCAGACACAUCAGGAUGGAUUUCUAGAGAAUAAUUCUUCACAGCCCAAUACAUCCCACACACAGGGCUCAGGGACUCUGUACUACUUCUGAACCCGCCUGUAAGCUGGACAAACCCGGGCAAAGCUCACCACAGACACCCUGCCAUGACACACAGUGCCUGUAUACUAGCCGCUCCCUCAUACCCGGUCCUACCUCACUCUCCAGACAGCAACAUGCGCAGCUGGAUAAAGCUCCCGGUUCCGCGUCCUCCCUGACAUGCGCACACGCAGCGCAUCUCCUCUUUGUGACUCCAUCGUCCGCGUCUUCCACAACUCCCGAAUUUCACUUCCACAUCAGAGAGGAGAAUUUGGCGAGACAAACGCACCGGGAGAGAUGGGAUGUCUGUGCACGCGGUGGAAGGGAGGGGUAUAGUUUUUGGAAGAUUUGACACUUUUUCGGACGAAAUGAAAUAGGCCCAUUUUCGGAUGAAAAUUUCGGUGCAUCCCUAUUUAUAUUCUUUGCACAAUGCUGCUGUACUUCAGUUGUCCAAUUCUAAAAGAGCCUCUGAUUGUGGGAAAUGCACAUAUUAAGUAAACCUUGAAUUGAAAAUUGGAUUGCAAAAUGUAAGCAAAAAUAGCCAAGGCCACAGCUAGUGUGUGUGUUCAUUCUAUUCCACAUUUCCACUUUGAUAGUAGGCAUCUUAUUAUAUUUUACUUACAUAUGCCAUCAUUGGAUUAUAUGUAUAAACCAACAUAUUCUUCAGACUUAAAUACAUUGAGUGAAGGGCAUAGCAAAACUAAGCUCUACACAUACAAACUAGUAUUAGCUACUGAUAUUUCUACCUGCAAGCUUAUGUUCUGAAGUCAAGCUUGUAAUCUAGUUCCUUCUUGAGUAGUGACGUAUAAACUUGUGAUUUUGAUACAUUAAAUUUGAUUAUCACACUCUUUCUCCUUUUCUUCACAGCUGUUGAAUCAGAAUCAUCUCAGCUCUUCUCACCAACAAGUCGGUCAGACCAGCAUGGGACAAUGUCCCCAUCUUCACCUCGCAUCUUGGACUUAGGCUUGGAGAAGAGUAAUGGACAUGCCAGCAGGUCAAGGCUCUACUACUUAAUAUAUUUCCAUAUACCACGUAACAUGCUUUUGUACAGCUGAUCGCAGUGUAGAAGAAAACACAUGUCACUCUUUAGACGAUAUGCAAAGUCCUAUCACAUGUAGAAAAAUACUUAAUAUGAAUGGCAUUGUACCACAAUACAACAUUUUAUGAGAACUACUAUGGUCUAUUUCUCUGGAGCCACCAAGUUACCAUGUUUCUACAAAUGUUUUGAAAGCAUGGAGUGUGACAAAAUGUUUGUGUAGUAUAGAUUUGAGUUGCUGAAAUGCUGACAGUGAUCCUGGGAAACAGUUUUGUCUGGUCAAUUAUUUAGCAAACGUACAUCUUCAGGUCACAUUGAUAACCAUAGCUCUCUCUUCCCUUAAACAGCAGAACCUGGCAAGCACGCAGCCCAGAGGUACACAGUAACAACCCUCGAAAAUCCAAGACCCCUACCAUUGCUCCACAGUUUUCUCAGUCUGGCCCGCAGCAAACCAGUCGUCCUACCUCAGCUGGAUCUUCCACUCGUAGCAGACAAAGUAAGUACAGACAAAGUACAGGCGUGGGUCAUUUUAUGUAAUGUAUUCCCUGUGUUUAACUGAGCAGCUACAAUGACAGGUGGCUGCUCUAUAAAUACCCAGGAUCUGCUGCUUCUGCAAGUAAUGGAUUAUAUUAUAUUUAAUGAAUUAGAUUAAUCAUAGUGCCAUAAUACCUCUCGGAAAGCUGCACUUUCACCAUAAAUGUGUCCUCUACUUUAGUGGUUUCCAAUCCAGUCUUCAGGGAACAUCGAAGGUCCAAUUUUUGUCAGUAGCCCCAGUGGGCAAUAAAUGUGAAUUAGCUAUAUUCAGGACUGUUGGUGUGCAUUGAGGACUGAGUUAGAAACCACAGCUAUACGCCAGGGUUUAAAUACAUGAUAUGUAAAGCAUGCAGUAGAGUAACUAAUAGACUGCUCUCCACUAGUCAAAUGUGCCUGUACAAGUAAUUGGAAGAAGGCAAGUGCUUCCACUCACUUGCACAAAUAAUUCUUAUAUAUUAUUUAUUUAUUUUAUGAAUUAGAGGUCAGGAUGUUUUUUGAGUGGUUUGCUGUGUUUUUAUACCUAUCCAUUAAAUAGGUAUAUUUUAAUUUUAGUAGAAUAUUUCCUAUGAGAGGCAUGCUGGGCUGAAUCCAGAACUGAGCUAGUUGCCUUCUGGCCGCUAGGGCUAGUUUGUGGAGAAAAGCCUGUUUUGUUUUCAUCCUGUUAUCUAGAGACUUAGAUAAUAGAAAAACCCAUGGGUGUAGGUCUAUGUGUUUAUGAAAAAAUCUAGGAAGCGAGGUUACUAAUUUACCUACAAAAUACAGUCACCUGCAUGCAACUCCACCACAUGUAGCUAUGCAUUGCCCUAGUCCCACAUAUUCUCCAACACAGAUGUGUCCGUUUUUUUUUUUUUGCAUAUGAUACAAUUUAAAAGGUGUGGUGUACAAUCUAAAUUGUUUCGUAAGAUUGUUCCUGCCUUGUUAUGCAAAUGGUAGUUUUGGUAUUUGCCUCUCAUAUAGCCUGCCAGUCUGUACCUUCAAGUAACUCAUUCAACUCUUCUUCCCACUGAUCGGUAUAGUGUAGUCUACCCAGUCUGUUAUGGUGGAGCAUAGAUGGGAAUAUAACAUAGUGAUUAGGCCUUUGUGAUAUGAUUUGGCCUUGCAUAAUAUUUCCAAAAAAUUGAGUUGUGUAAGGGCUGCUCUCCUAUUAUGUCAUUGUUGGUUCUUUGAGUGUUCCUGUACAUAAAGUGGUAAAUAUCAAAGCCCAUCCAAAAACAGUUAUAAUACAAGCACAACUUGGUAAUGGGUAAAGCUUUGAAGCUGGUUGUGCAUGACAGUACAGUCCAUGUACCACUAAUUCAGUCAUAUACAAUAUCAAUGCAAGAGUCAUUGGACAUCUCAAUCUUGGUCUAGAGACAUUCCUAAACACUUUAAAAUAACCAAGAAUGAUUCUCUUUUCUAAGAGAGAAGGGUUGGGGCCAAAACCACGUGGUUUUGUUCAGGGAUAAAAAUAAUUAUUUUUAAAUGAAUAGGUUUUAAGUAGCAUUCUAAGUACCAAUGGAUUACUUCAAUAUUUUAUGUUCUUAUGAAUCAGGUCUCUGUAGAUUAGAUUUUUGAAAGAAAAAGCACUUUAGGCUUUCUAUUGUGGACAAGAUCAAUAGGAUUCCUUCAACAGUACCAAAAUAUGCCAUUGCAUUACUAGUGACUGGGUUAGUCAAUAAAGUGAGGAUUGUUGGGGAUUCUGAGUGAAUUCUAAUCAAAUCUAAAAUGUAAGGCCAAAGUAACCGAAAUGAAAGCAUAGGUAAUGCCGAGAAGUUUUCCACUUUGGUUCCUUUGACUUUAAAUUUGAAAUCCACUUUGAAUUCCCACUUUAGUGAAUGUCUAUGUGAGUGUCUUUUUCUGCUUACUGUAAAAAAAAUUACAAGGUGUUAAAUAUGUAUUAUGUUAAUUUUCAUAUAUAAUUUUAAUGUAAAAAAAAAAAAAGUAUAUUUCACUGAUAGCCAUGUUAUGCAUAAUAUACUCCUGUUUUGAUUGCUUUAGAGGAGACAGUGGUAUAACUGAUAUUGCAUACAGUAUGUGUUCAUUGUAAACAUUGGCUUGCAAGUGCAAGGAGAUUCUGCUAAUUCAUUCACUGUGACAUUACUUCAAGCUCUUUCCAGCACCAGGGACCAGUGUAUAAACUAUGUUCUUAUUAUUACAAUUUCUGUUCAUCCCUGUAUUCUUUUCUCUUGCAGGCAGCCAGUCCUAUAGAAAAUGAGGACAGGUCAUCUCCCUAGGAUCAACAGCCUGCAAGGCUCCCUGUAAGCACACCCUCUGUGUCCGAUGCACUGGAUAAAAACAGCAGAGUGAUCCAGUUGGAUCUUUAACCUAAUCAAGCUCACCUAGAAUAUACCCUGACCUGUCUGCCCCUCGUUGGACCAAAAUCUAUGCCAGCACAAUAAAGACUGGAAAAUGAGUAUAUACACUAAAAUGAAACAUUUCAGUUAUCUGUUGUGCAGGUUUUUCUGACCAUCUUGGUUGGGAGAGACAAUUUUUAAUUAUGAAUGUUAAUUUAAACAUUUUGCAACUCAUACAUCAUGAUUGUUGGAUCAUUUUACAGAAAUAGCACAAUCAUGAUAGAUAUUUUCAGUGGAUUCAUAAUCACUUUCCAGUAAAUCCUCUUAUAUAAUUUAUUUAUAAAACAAAAGCCCAACAAUAAUCUUGUUCCAUUCACCUGCUAUGUGGGGGUAAUGCUAUCAUUUUCCAUUACUCCUCUUUCCUUUAAUCAGUGUAAGUGUGCCUCUGCACCUCCCGAGCGUUCCUCCUUUACAUAACUCUACAUAACUUCUAAUGCUAAUCUGAUCUCUUAAUAUACUCUAUGGAUCUGCUCACUAUCGUUCCUGUUGAUGCAUACUCUCUCUCUACAUCUUGUUUUUACAAAUAAUUCCUUUCGUUAUGUGCCAUAGUAGUUUCAUUUUAUUUAUUUCUUUGCUGCAUUUUGGCAGUUCUUCUCACAUGAUCAAUCCCUUACUGUGGCAGUUUAUUUCUUUAAUUAAAUCACAGUUGCAGCCAACAAGCCUUCCUAAUCCACCAAUAUAGUUGGUGGUAUGGUAUGGUAUGAUGGCAUAUAGUAUGGCUGCGUAAGAUUUUUGUAGAUUCUUUUUCUUUCACCUUAUUGGUUUGUCUCAACCUCUCUGUACAAAUCAAAUAUCCUGCAAAAGGAGACUGAACAUUGGUAGACAAUUUGUUAUUAUGGGACACAGGAUUUAUAAAUACUAUGUAGGGUUCCUGAAUAGAAUUAAGAAAGGUUUCUGAAUGUCUGUGACUGUCACAUCAUUUUUUAUCUGGAUACUUCCAAAAUCCUGUGUACACAGAACAGCUGAAUAGAUCCUUCCAGCGCUUGCAGAAUGGUACUGGAGAACGCAAGAUUUUUAGGUUUGUUGCCUCGUUAAUAUACCAUAAAUGGCUUCUCUGGUUUGGUGGGAGGUGUUUAUUUAUUUAUUUAUUUGUUGGGGUUCUGUGAAAAAGGCUUUCGUGAAUGUAUAUAGAUUAAAACUGAUUUUUGUACUGAUACAUUUAAUAAAUAUCAAUUUUAGAAUUUUCA
Pelobates cultripes (western spadefoot toad) is the source of this 55107-nucleotide messenger RNA. The record is from the annotation of a GenBank genome assembly. Lineage: Eukaryota; Metazoa; Chordata; Amphibia; Anura; Pelobatidae.